This is a messenger RNA of Coregonus sp. 'balchen', 74646 nucleotides long. NCBI's taxonomy places the organism in Eukaryota, Metazoa, Chordata, Actinopteri, Salmoniformes, Salmonidae. The record is from the annotation of a GenBank genome assembly.
AUGAAUGGUGAGGAUUCCAUUGUGCCAACCUUUUUAACCUCUUUCAGUACAGGAACUGACUAUAUGUAGGGGGUUAUAUUGAGGGAAGUCUGGGUGGUGUUCAGAAGAGAGGAAACAUUUUGAAAAAGAGUGAAACCGGGAGGUACUACCAGAACAUGUCCAAUAAGAACACAUAUCUUUGCUUUCUGUUGUAAAAAGUGUUGCUACUAUGUGCACUGCUGAUCAUGACCCUGGUGACCUGUCACAUCUCUAUUCCAUUAUUAUGGCCUGGCAUAAUGAAACAUCUCCUUCAAGCCUUAGUUAGACAUGAGGGGGAUUCUGUCUCGGUAGAUUCUGUCUCUGUGGUUGCUCAUUACCUAGACAGUGUGUGAUCAGUGGGCCAGAGCGGCAGCUGGCUCUUGGGUGCACACACACACACACACACACACACACACAGAGCUAUCCACCCCCCCCCCCCCCCCCCCCCGGUUAACCUCCUACACGGCUAGUUUCUCAUCAAAGGCCUGGGAGUGUUUAAGACAGAAGUCUAAGUGAUCCCAACUGUGAUCAUGUGAAACAGUGGUCUCAUCACUAAGGGUUGCCAGUAUACAGCGAACCACCAUUUUAUGGUCAUCCAUAAUCAUAUGGUUAUAAUAAUAAAUACUUUCACUGAAAAGCUAACAUAUUACAUGUAAAUAUAUGUUUUAUAUAUACAGGUAUUUGUAUUCAGACUAUAGAAAUAGUGUGAUCGAAGACACAUUGGCCGUAUUGAUUUCCCUAGACAUAGAGAUGAUAAGCAUGAUGCCACAACAAAUGGCUCUAUUUUCAUAGUGAACUAAGACAAUAAAACAUGUGAUAUAGGCAGAGGCUUUUAUCCAAAGCAUCUUUCAGUACGGGUGGCCACAGAGGGAUACACAUCCACAACCCUGGUGAUGCAAGUGCUCUACCGUGCCCUGCCACAGAUAAUAACUGAACUGACUAGAUUUCAUGUGAAGACAUUAAUCGUCCCCAAUGUCCUUGUCCUGCCCUGACCUCCGACCUUGAGGUGUUAUUACAGGUGAUGUUGAGUGACCAUCCCAUUGUUGUUCUCUGAACUGCGACUCUGACAGCUGCUCUCUGCGCUUUAAGGGAGAACACCCUUGACUAGAGUUCACCCACCGAAACUCUAUGGAAACUUGGCUGUCUCUCAAGUCCAUUUUUAAUUCCAGUCCCGCCCCUCCCUUCCUCUGCCGUUGUCUCGUUCUGAGGUGGAGAGUUGGAGCCUGUUUGACCUCUGAACUCUUCUGAACGAGGUCUUGCCCUACCGAGGGAUGGUUGUGUUUCUGUUGAGAAAUGGGACAGUAGUGUCUUUGUGUGGCUUACACACAUAUGAGAAUACAUCCUUAACUCACACACCCCUGUUAGGCGACUGGACACUGGAUGGCACAAACACACACACACACACACACACACACACACACACACACACACACACACACACACACACACACACACACACACACACACACACACACACACACACACACACACACACACACACACACACACACACACACACACACACACACACUCAGGGCUGUUUCCCACCCUUCCCGUGUCCUAUCCCCAGCCGGGGUGACCCCACCCUGCUUGCUAUUGUCUGACAGAGGACCCACAGGACACACACACACACACACACACACACACACACACACACACACACACACACACACACACACACACACAGACUCAGCAGGAUAGAGCUUGAUGCUUGACCUCCCUGAUUCCAUUGUUUUAAGUAAACUCAUUAAAAGCCACCUGUGAGUCUAUCUGUAUGGAGUUUCCCACAGAUCAUGUCCCCUACCACCAGUCAUAUCCCCUGCUACCAAGCCAGGGCUCACCAGUGGUUUGUCUGGUAACUUCCUCUUGUCUAGAGGCCAGUCCUCUAGCCAGGGCCCACCAGUGGUUUGUCUGGUAACUUCCUCUUGUCUAGAGGCCAGUCCUCUAGCUCAAGGGUGGGUGAUCAGCAGUCACCAGAGGGUGAGAGUAGAGAGCGUGUAGGCUAGCUUAUCAAAGGUUCAGUAAAAACAAGGUUGUCAGUUUCAAAGAAAGUAAGGUUAGGUGAAACUUGACCUGAGGUCUUUUCUGGAAGGCAGAAUAUUAAAGACUUUUCAGUGGUGAGUUUUCAGAAAGUCUCGUAACUAACAUGUUACUUUAUUUUAUUGACGAAGCAGACCAAGAAACGGACUGGCCAUAGGGCAGUUCGGGCAAAUGCCUGGUGGCGGUGGGCCGGUGUGUAAAAAUACAGGAUUUCUGGUCCCAGUCCACCCCAGCCCAGACCCACACUGCUCGUAGAGCAGCAAAGUGCAUCAAUUGAUGAAUUGCGUUGAUUCACACACAGAAGAUUUACUCUUAAAUGUUGAUUUUGCAAUCUUUAUCCUCUUGCGGCUGUGCAGCUAGGUUGUCGAAGGGAAACUCAUCCCAGUUAGACAUAUUUUGAAUAAUAAUAAACUAAGCUGUAUCCAUGAAAUGUGGAUCCUUAGUUUGCAGACGACACAACAGUAGUAGGCUUGAUUACCAGCAAUGACGAGACCUCCUACAGGGAGGAGGUGAGGGCUCUGGGAGUGUGGUGCCAGGAAAAUAACCUCUCACUCAACGUCAACAAAACAAAGGAGAUGAUCGUGGACUUCAGGAAACAGCAGAGGGUGCACCCCCCUAUCCACAUCGACGGGACCGCAGUGGAUAAGGUGGAAAGCUUCAAGUUCCUUGGCGUACACAUCACCGACAAACUGAAAUGGUCCACCCACGCAGACAGUGUGAUGAAGAAGGCGCAACAGAGCCUCUUCAACCUCAGAAGGCUGAAGAAAUUCGGCUUGGCACCGAAAACCUUCACAAACUUUUACAGAUCCACAAUUGAGAGCAUCCUGUCGGGCUGUAUCCCCACCUGGUACGGCAACUGCACCGCCCACAACCGCAGGGCUCUCCAGAGGGUGGUGCAGUCUGCAGAACGCAUUAUCGGGGGCAAACUACCCGCCCUCCAAGACACAUACAGCACCCGAUGUCACAGGAUGGCCAAAAAGAUCAUCAAGGACAUCAACCACCCGAGCCACUGCCUGUUCACCCCGCUAUCAUCCAGAAGGCGAGAUCAGCACAGGUGCAUCAAAGCUGGGACCGAGAGAAUGAAAAACAGCUUCUAUCUCAAGGCCAUCAGACUGUUAAAUAGCCAUCACUAGCACAUUAGAGGCUGCUGCUGCCUAUUGAAAUCACUGGCCACUUUAAGAAAUGGAACACUAGUCACUUUAAUAAUGUUUACAUAUCUUGCACUACUCAUCUCAUAUGUAUAUACUGCAUUCUAUUCUAUAAUAUUCUACUGUAUCUUAGUCCAUGCCGCUCUGUCAUUGCUUGUCCAUAUAUGUAUAUUUUCUUAAAUUCCAUUCCUUACUAGUUUUGUGUGUAUUGGGUAUAUGUUGUGAAAUUGUUAGAUAUUACUUGUUAGAUAUUACUGCACUGUCGGAGCUAGAAGCACAAGCAUUUCGCUACACCUGCUAUAACAUAUGCUAAACAUGUGUAUGUGACAAAUACAAUUUGAUUUGAUUUGAUUAGAGUUACAAUGUACUGUGUUAAUUCUGUUCCCAUCUGAAACAUGAAGGGUGGGUGAUGUUAUAGUCAUCAGAGCAUGACUUACAGAGGGUAUGUGUACCAAAUAGUAGCCUAUUCCCUAUAUAGUGCACUACUUUUGAACAGAGCCCUAUGGGCUAAGUAGUGCACUAUAAAGGGAAUAGGGUGGAAUUUGGAACACAGUCAGGGUGUAGCUCAUGAAAGGUGUGGUAAAUAUUAUUUCUUAACCGUGAAUAGUAUUACUGUAUUAUUAAAUGGAGUGUCACUUGAACCAGUGACCUUGCAUGUAGGGAAGCAGACUGCCACCUGUGCCAUAAAGUUUCAGACCUCUUAGCAGAGAUAAUUCAGAGCUCAUUAUUUUGACAUAUCCAGGUAACGCCCUGUCAAAGACAUUGAAUUCCUGUCUGGCUGUGGACAUGUUCUGCAAACAAUACUACAUUGACAGUUUGUAAUAAAUGUCCACAAAGAUAUGACUUUGAGACGAGUGUGCUAAGUAUGAGCUGUGUGUGUGUGUGUAUGAGUGUGUGUGUGUGGGUGUGAGUGCGUGUUUGUGUGCGUUUGUUUGUGCGUGUGUGUGUGCAUGUGUGUGUGCAUGUGUGUGCAUGUGUGUGUGUGUGUGUGUGUGUGUGUGUGUGUGUGUGUGUGUGUGUGUGUGUGUGUGUGUGUGUGUGUGUGUGAAGGAGGAGGCUAAUGUGAACCAGCAGUAACCCUCUCCUCUGGGAACAUUCUCAGAGUGUGACGUAAUCUCUUCCCAUGCCGAGUCUCAACCCUCCUCUCUGUCUCACACACAACUAAAUAAUGUCACCUACAACUCAGUAAUAUAACUGAUUAAUAUAACUCAGUAAUGUAACUCAGUAAUAUAACUCAGUAAUAUAACUGAUUAAUAUAACUCAGUAAUAUAACUCAGUAACAUCACUCAGUAACAUCACUCAGUAACAUAACUCAGUAACAUAACUCAGUAACAUAACUCAGUAACAUAACUCAGUAACAUAACUCAGUAACAUCACUCAGUAACAUCACUCAGUAACAUAACUCAGUAACAUCACUCAGUAACAUCACUCAGUAACAUAACUCAGUAACAUCACUUAGUAACAUAACUCAGUAACAUAACAUCACCUCUAUGUUGACAAUAUCUGAAUAUUGUUACCUAUGUUCACAUAACUGAAUGACAUUAAUGUCAUUAUCAUACCAUUGAUAUGAGAAUGGAGUAACAACAUCUAUACAGUUACAUAAUAACUGAAUGACAUUAAUAUCAUUAUCAUACCAUUGAUAUGAGAAUGGAGUAACAACAUCUAUACAGUUACAUAAUAACUGAAUGACAUUAAUAUCAUUAUCAUACCGAUAUGAGAACGGAGUAACGAUAUCUAUACAGUCACAUAAUAACUGAAUAACAUUAAUUGUUUUUUGUGUGUUUGUGUUUAUAGUUUAGGCCUGUAAUGUCUACAGAUUCUCAGCAAUUGUUUGGGAGGGAGCCUCGACCCCUACAUAUAGACAGCUUUAGACAUUUACAGUAGAUAUACUAGAAAACCUAAAUCAAUCAGACACUCACAGCAACUCAACAGUCCACAACAAUCUCUUCACAGGCAAUUAUCACUUCAGCGAUACACCCACCAAGUACUGAGCUAUAAACUGAGUGUACAAAACAUUAGGAACACCUUCCUAAUAUUGAGUUCCUAAUAUCUUUUGCCCUCAGAACAGCCUCAACUCUAUAAGGUGCCGAAAAGAUUCCACAGGGAUGCUGGCCCAUGUUGACUCUAAUGCUUCCCACAGUUGUGUCAAGUUGGCUGGAUGUCCUUUGUGUGGUAGACCAUUCUUGAUACACACGGGAAACUGUUGAGCGUGAAAAACCCAGCAGCGUUGCAGUUCUUGACACACUCAAAUCAGUGCACCUGGCACUUACUACCAUACCCCGUUCAAAAGCACUUAAAUAUUUUGUCUUGCCCAUUCACCCUCUGAUGGCACACAUACACAAUCCAUUUCUCAAUUGUCUCAAGGCUUAAAAAUCAUUUUUUAACCUGUCUCCUCCCCUUCAUGUACACUGAUUGAAGUGGAUGUAACAAGUGACAUCAAUAAGGGAUCAUAACUUUCACCUGGAUUCACCUGGUCAGUCUAUGUCAUGGAAAGAGCUCCUAAUGUUUUGUACAUUCAGUGUAUAACGUGACUGAGAGUUGAAAGACCAGAGAGAAAAUCUCAUUAUUGUAAUCUAAUUGACUGUGGUAUUAGCUGCGUUGGCAACACUGUACUUUUAACAAGCAUGCCAAUAAAGUGAAUGAAACUGAGCGAGAGAGGGAAAGAGAGAGAGAGAGAGAAAAAGAGAAAGAGAGAGAGGGAGAGGGAGCUCUCCUAGGCAAGGGGCAGGGGAAUGUGGGAGCUGAGCGGUGAGCAAGAGAGAGAGAGAGAGAGAGAGAGGGAGAGGGAGCUGUGAGGAGAGCGAAUUGUGUUAUUGUUUAAAACCAAGUGUGUGUGUGUGAGCGUGUGUGUGUGUGUGUGUGUGUGUGUGUGUGUGUGUGUGUGUGUGUGAGAGCGGGAGAGAGAGAGAGAGCGGGUGAGAGGGAGCAAGAAAGAGAGAGAGCAGGGAGCAGACAGCUAGGAAGCUGUAAUACAGCUUUUCCCAAACUCGGGCCUCGGGACCCCAAGGGGUACACAUUUAGGUUUUUGCCCUAGCACUACACAGCUGAUUCAAAUAAUCGACUAAUCAUCUAGCUUUGAUCAUUUGAAUCAGCUGCUAUAGUGUGUGUGUUCUGUUAGUGGUGGAUUGGAGCAACCUCAGAUCAGGCCGGAUACAGCAGGAACUGUGACUUGGUGUGUGUGUGUGUGUGUGUGUGUGUGUAUGUGUGUGUGUGUGUGCGUGUGCGUGUAGGAAACGGCCACACCUCAGAGGGAGAAAGACAAAACAUCCUUUGUAAACAGCCUCCAUGGUAGCAGGAAGGAAUAGGUGUGUGUGCGGGUCUGUCUGAAACUGUACCUAAAAAUACAACUGUUUGCAGAUGAUUUCACAAAGUGGACUGACUAGAGUAGACUAUACACAGUGUUUCCCAAAUCCAGGCCUCCUGUAAUAUAACUCAGUAACAUGUGUUCUGUUAUGUAGCUAUGAUAUAGGCCAGAGUUUCUCAACUCCAGGCCUCCUGUAAUAUAACUCAGUAACAUGUGCUCUGUUAUGUAGCUAUGAUAUAGGCCAGUGUUUCCCAACUCCAGGCCUCCUGUAAUAUAACUCAGUAACAUGUGCUCUGUUAUGUAGCUAUGAUAUAGGCCAGUGUUUCCCAACUCCAGGCCUCAUGUAAUAUAACUCAGUAACAUGUGCUCUGUUGUGUAGCUAUGAUAUAGGCCAUUGUUUUCCCAACGCCAGGGCCUCAAAUGUAAUAUACUCAGUACAUUGCGCCUCGGGGUGUUAUGUGAAGUAUGAUAUAGGACAGUGUUUCCCAACUCCAGGCCUCCUGUAAUAUAACUCAGUAACAUGUGCUCUGUUAUGUAGCUAUGAUAUAGGCCAGUGUUUCUCAACUCCAGGCCUCCUGUAAUAUAACUCAGUAACAUAUAUAAUAAUAUGCCAUUUACGACGCUUUUAUCAAAGCAUUAAUCAUGCGUCAUACAUUUUUUUUGGUAUGGUGUCCGUGAAUAACACUAACCUUGGCGUUAGCAAGCGCGUCUUACCAGCUGAGGCUGAAGAGGACCAAUGCUGUUAUGUAGCUAUGAUAUAGUUGCAGUGUUUUGCACUCCAGGCCGUCCGAAGAAACUCAGUAAAUGUGCUCUGUUAGUAGCUAUGAUAUGGCCAUGUGUUUCCCAAUUCCAGGCUCCUGUUAUUUAGACUAGUACAUGUGCUCGUGUUAUGUAGCUAUGAUAAGGCCAGUGUUUCCCAAAAGCCUCCGUAAUAACUCAGUAACAUGUGCUCUGUAUGUACGUCGCUAUGAUAUAGGCCAGUGUUUCUCACUCCAGGCCUCCUGUAAUAUAACUCAGUAAAUAGUGCUCUGUUUAUAUGUAGCUAUGAUAUAGGCCGUGUGUUUCCCAACUCCAGGCCGCGCUCCUGUAAUUGAAUCAGUAACAUGUGCUUGUUUGUGCUAUGAUAUAGGCCAGUGUUUCCCAACUCCAGCCUCCUGUAAUAUAAACUCAGUAACAUGUGCUCUGUUAUGUAGCUAGAUAUAGGCCAGUGUUUCUCAACGCCAGGCCCCCUGUAAUAUAACUCAGUAACAUGUGUUCUGUUAGUAGCUAUGUAUAGCCAGUGUUUCCCAACUCCAGGCCUCCUGUAAUAACUCAGUAACAUGUGCUCUGUUUGUAGCUUGAUAUAGGCCAGUGUUUCUCACUCCAGGCUCUGUAAUAUAACUCAUGAACAUGUGUCUCUUGUGUAGCUAUGAUAUAGGCCAUUGUUUUCCCAACACCAGGCCUCUGUAAUAUAACUCAGUAACAUGUGCUCUGUUAUGUACUAUGAUAUAGGCCUGUUUCCCAACUCCAGGCCUCAUGUAAUAACUCAGUAACAUGUGCUCUGUUAUGUAGCAUGAUAUAGGCCAGUGUUUCCCAACUCCAGGCCUCCUGUAUAUAACUCAGUAACUUCUCUGUUAUUAGCUAUGAUAUAGGCCAGUGUUUCUCAACUCCAGGCCUCCUGUAAAAUAACUCAGUAACAUAUAUAAUAAUAUGCCAUUUAGCAGACGCUUUUAUCCAAAGCGACUUACAGUCAUGCGUGCAUACAUUUUUUUUUUUUGUGUAUGGGUGGUCCCGGGGAUCGAACCCACUACCUUGGCGUUACAAGCGCCGUGCUCUACCAGCUGAGCUACAGAGGACCACAUGCUCUGUUAUGUAGCUAUGAUAUAGGCCAGUGUUUCCAACUCCAGGCCUCCUGUAAUAUAACUCAGUAACAUGUGCUCUGUUAUGUAGCUAUGAUAUAGGCCAGUGUUUCCCAACUCCAGGCCUCCUGUAAUAUAACUCAGUAACAUGUGCUCUGUUAUGUAGCUAUGAUAUAGGCCAGUGUUUCCCAACCCAGCCUCCUGUAAUAUAACUCAGUAACAUGUGCUCUGUUAUGUAGCUAUGAUAUAGGCCAGUGUUUCUCAACUCCAGGCCUCCUGUAAUAUAACUCAGUAACAUGUGCUCUGUUAUGUAGCUAUGAUAUAGGCCAGUGUUUCCCAACUCCAGGCCUCCUGUAAUAUAACUCAGUAACAUGUGCUCUGUUAUGUAGCUAUGAUAUAGGCCAGUGUUUCCCAACUCCAGGCCUCCUGUAAUAUAACUCAGUAACAUGUGCUCUGUUAUGUAGCUAUGAUAUAGGCCAGUGUUUCUCAACCCAGGCCCCUGUAAUAUAACUCAGUAACAUGUGUCUGUUAUGUAGCUAUGAUAUAGGCCAGUGUUUCUCCAACUCCAGGCCCUGUAAUAUAACUCAGUAACAUGUGCUCUGUUAUGUAGCUAUGAUAUAGCCAGUGUUUCCCAACUCCAGCCUCAUGCUCAUACAAUCGUAACAUUGUUGUUGUGGUCCCAUGAAUGGCAUUUGAACAACAGGCCUCUGUAAGAACUCUAGGUAAAUGGCUCUGUUAUGUACUUGAUAUAGGCCAGUGUUUCUCAACUCCAGGCCUCAUGUAAUAUACUCAGUAACAUGUAUCUGAUAGUAGCUAUGAUCAAGGCCAUGUUUCCCAACUGGCUAGGUCUGUAAUAUACUCAGUAACAUGUGCUCUGAUUAUGAAGCUAUGAAUAGGCCAUGUGGUUUCUCAAUCAGCAGGCUCCUUAAUAUAACCAGUAACAUUGUUGUAUUAGCAGAUAGGCUGGUUUAACGCCCCAUAGAUCGGUGAUGUGGUACUUUGUGAAUGCUGGUCAGCCUCCUGAUAAGACUCAGUACAUGUGCUGUGUAUGUAGCCUAUGUAUAGGCUGUUCGCAUCCAGGCUCCUGUAAAACUCAGAACAUGUGCCUGUUAUGUAGCUAGAUAUAGGCCAGUGUUUCCCACUCCAGGCCUCCUGAAUAUAACUCAGUGAACAUGUGCUCUGUUAUGUAGCUAUGAUAUAGGCCAGUGUUUCUCAGCCAGGCCCCUGUAAUAACUCAGUAACAUGUGCUCUGUUUGACUAUGAUAUAGGCCGUGUUCCCAACCAGGCCUCCUAGAUCUUGGAAACAUGUCUGUUAUGUGUAUGAUAGGAUGUUACUGAUCCGGCUCUGUAUACUCAGGACUAUGUGGUUGUAAUAUGAUAUGGCUGAGUUGUCCACACAGGCCUCUCAAUUCACCAUAAUAUCUCAUAAUGUGUUGCCUGGUUUCCACUUACGGCCAUGUCCAAGCCAGCUCGUAAUUACUCGUUAAUGCUUGUUAUGAGCGUUUACUAGCCAGGUCUCCAACCAGGACUCGUAUUUUCUAGAAUGUGGCUAUGAUAUAGGCCCGUGUUUCCAACUCCAGGGCCUCCUGUAAUCCGCAUACUUACUUUUUGGUAUUUGGCCGAGUUAUCUAACUGCGGCCUGUCAACUCACAACAAUGUCUAGUAUUCUAGACUUCAGUCACAGCUACACAUUUUAUUAUUUAGUGAAGAGUCCCGUGUUCACCCAUUCCUUGGUUACAACGCCGAGCUCCAGUACAUAGAACACAGGUAUGUAGCUUGAUAGCAGUUAUCCAACUCAGCUCUUAAUAUAACUCAGUAACAGUGCUCUGUUAUUAGCUAUGAUAUAGCAGAUUUUUCCCAUAGGCCCAGGUCUUAUACACUCGUAACAGUGCUCUGUAUGUAGCUUUAUAGCAUAUUUACCAACGCCGCGUCCUGUAAUAACUCAGACAUUCUCGUUAUGUAGCUAGAUAUAGCGUGCUGUUCCAAUCCAGCUCUGUAAUAUAACCAGUACAUGUGCUCUCAUGUAGCUAUGAUAUAGGCAGUGUUUCCCAACUCGGCUCCUGUAAUAUAAUCUAGUAAAUGGCUUUUAUACUAUGAUAGGACAGUGUUAUCCAACUCGAUGCUCCUGUAAUAUAUAGUAUGGCAUGUGUUUGAGUACUAUGGAGUGUCCAGCAUGGCACCUGUAUAUGACUAGCGCAGAAGUAACUGUGCCUCUGUUAUGUAGCUAUGAUAUAGGCCAGUGUUUCCCAACGUCCAGGCCUCCUCUACCCCCAACAGUACAUAUUUAUGUUGUGGCCCCGAACAAGCACACCUGAUUCUAUAACAUUAUGCUGUUGGGGGUACUCGAGGACCGGAGUUGGGAAAUACUGGACUAUUAAUAAUAAUAAUAAUAAUAAUAAUACAUUUAAUUUGUAUAGCACUUUUCAUUACAGAGUUAUCACAAAGCUCUACUGAGGAAAACAAUUAUAGAUAUAUACAAUUAAAACAACGUACAAUUAGAAUCAAGGCAGGUCAAAUAGCAAUAGUGGGCUAGGUGCUAAUUCCAUUUUAGAUUGUGUCUAGGACUAUGAAAAAACAGUCUGUAGAAGUGGGUUUUAAGGCCUGUUUUAAAAGUUCUGAGUGAUGGAGCGGCUUUCAGAUGGUCAGAGAGAAGAGACAGGGAGCAAAGGGCUGGGUCCCCCAUAGUUCGGAGACUUGGGGACUAGAAGCAGUAGGGAGUUGCUGGAGUAGAGAGUUCGAGGUGGCUCGCUGAUUGAUAUGAGGUCGCUGAUGUAUGUGGGGCUCAAUCCAUUCAAGGCUUUAAAUACAAGCAGGAGAAUUUUGAAGUCGAUGCUGGAGUUGGGCAAGGAUCGGGGUGAUGUGGUCUGACUUCUUGGUCCUGGUCAGGACCCUGGCAGCACUAUUCUGGAUUAGUUGGAGCCUUUGUAGUGGCUGGGAGGCACCCAAACAACGCGUUGCCGUAAGAUUAAGCCGUGGAUGGUUUUCUCUGCGUCUGGCUGCGGGAAUGAUGGUAUGACCUGGGCAAUGUUUUUAAGAUGGAAAAAUGAUGUUUUACAUAUUUGUUUUUUGUGGGCAUUGAAGGACAGAGAAGGAUGAAACUUGACUCCUAGGUUGGAGACGACAGAGGACAGGUGGGUAACCUGGCCAUUGAUUGUAGGGCAGAUGUUUCCAGCACUAGUGACCUGCUUGGGUGUCCCAAUAAGCAUAGCCUCAGUCUUGCUGCUGUUCAACUGAAGGAAGUUCUCUUUCGUCCACUCCCUGAUGUCCUCUAGGCAGCUGCUGAGUUUAGCAAUGGCAGAGAUGGUGUCCGGUUUGGUGUUAAUAUAUACUUGGGUAUCGUCAGCGUAGCAGUGGAAGUUUAUGUUCGCUGAGGAUUUGGCCGAGAGGAAGCAUGUAAAUUAAAAACAGGAUAGGCCCCAGCACUGACCCCUGUGGGACGCUGCAUAUGACUGCAGACUCCUCCAAUCUGGACUCUCCAAUAGGGAUGUAUUGCUUUCUAUUGGAGAGGUAGGAGCUGUUUCAGAGAUGUUCCAGAGACAGCAGUGUGCUUUUUGAGACACUGCAGGAGGAUGGUGUGUUCUAUGGAGACAAAAGUAGAACUGAGAUCUAAGAGGAGGAGGAUGUUGGGAGAUCCAGAACCAGCAGCCAUCAGUAGGUCGUUGGUAACUUUAACCAGAGCUGUUUCGGUGCUGUGCAAGGGCCGGAAGCCAGACUGGAAAACCUGAUUAGAUGACAGAUGCGAUUGAAGCUAGUUCGCAACCACUUUCUCCAGUACUUUUAAUAGGGAAGGGAGGUUGUACAACGACCUCGCCCUUAUCAGGUUGUGUACUACAGAGACAACAACACCAUCUGCUGGAGAGGAUAAAAAAGGUUAUGUUCCUCAUAGAGCAGAUUACCUUUCUAAAGGUAAAGACCCGACCAGACCAGAACCGUACUCAGCUAACGCUGAUAUUUUCUUGUCACAUUGUUCUUUCCAGCACAGUUCCUGCAUCUAUAGUGGAUGCUAAACCAGGCGAGUGCAGUACAGCUUGGUUCGGCUCAGCUCGGCUCAAUAGUGUGGAAAAGGUAUAGAACACCAGACAACACGAGAGCAUUGGCCAACUAGAAAAGGGAAAUAGAUUUGUCUCAAGCAACUCCACCUUUGAGGUUAGUCAAUAUUUGACAUCCAUUCAUGUGCUUACAUCUAUUAAAUGCUUUGUUCACCUGUAUUGUUCACCUGCCUGAGGACAUUUCAGCUAACUCUAGUACAAUGUAUCACAUUUCUUGUGAGAUGUAUGUUUUAAUUGUAUGUUGUCCCUGUCAAAUAAAGUGGUAGUACAGGGUUGAUUUUACAAUGAAAUAGUCUAGGAGAGGAAGCCAGGGAUUAGUUUUGGACUAGACUCAUAUGUAAUUUACACAGGCAGCCCAAUUCUGAUAUAUUUUCCACUAAUUGGUAUUUUGACCAAUAACAUCAGAUCUUUUUAGUCCGAUAUUUUUCAGAGCUGAUCUGAUUACUGGAAAAAAAUCUGUCUAAAAAUAGCCUUGGUGUGGUAGAGCAAGUUGGAUGUAGUGAGGGGUUACUUCUACCACUAGAGGGCAAUAUAAGCUUACAUUUCAAUUCGGCAAGCUGUUCUCAAUAUCAAGCCCAGAGACAUAUGGAAUAAGAACAAAAUUGUAUGUUUGUUUAGACACCAGAAAAUGUUUGUUUAGACACAAAAAAUCCUAUAGAGGUAUCUGAAAUGUUAAUGUUGUGCGUUGUUUUUGUGAUUCCUACUUCCUUAUUGUAUGUUAUUUCUCUCUCUCUCUCUCUCUCUCUCUCUCUCUCUCUCUCUCUCUCUCUCUCUCUCUCUCUCUCUCUCUCUCUCUCUCUCUCUCUCUCUCUCUCUCUCUUUCCCCUUCUCUUUCCCUACAGUCUGGUCAUGAAAUUAUUCUUUCAUAUGAGUUGUUGGCACCACUAGCCAUCACCAAGGGAGGAGGCUAAGCAGUCCUUUAGGGUUAGGGUUAGGAGUCCUUUAGGGUUAGGGUUAACAGUCCUUUAAGGGUUAGGGUUAACAGUCCUUUAGGGUUAGGGUUAACAGUCCUUUAGGGUUAGGGUUAGGAGUCCUUUAGGGUUAGGGUUAACAGACCUUUAAGGGUUAGGGUUAGCAGUCCUUUAGGAUUAGGAUUAGCAGUCCUUUAGGGUUAGGGUUAGCAGUCCUUUAGGGUUAGGGUUAACAGUCCUUUAGGGUUAGGGUUAACAGUCCUUUAAGGGUUAGGGUUAACAGUCCUUUAGGGUUAGGGUUAACAGUCCUUUAGGGUUAGGGUUAGGAGUCCUUUAGGGUUAGGGUUAACAGACCUUUAAGGGUUAGGGUUAGCAGUCCUUUAGGAUUAGGAUUAGCAGUCCUUUAGGGUUAGGGUUAGCAGUCCUUUAGGGUUAGGGUUAACAGUCCUUUAGGGUUAGGGUUAACAGUCCUUUAAGGGUUAGGGUUAACAGUCCUUUAGGGUUAGGGUUAACAGUCCUUUAGGGUUAGGGUUAGGAGUCCUUUAGGGUUAGGGUUAACAUACCUUUAAGGGUUAGGGUUAGCAGUCCUUUAGGAUUAGGAUUAGCAGUCCUUUAGGGUUAGGGUUAGCAGUCCUUUAGGAUUAGGAUUAGCAGUCCUUUCGGGUUAGGGUUAGCAGUCCUUUAGGGUUAGGGUUAACAGUCCUUUAGGGUUAGGGUUAACAGUCCUUUAGGGUUAGGGUUAACAGUCAUUUAGGGUUAGGGUUGACAGUCCUUUAGGGUUAGGGUUAACAGUCCAUUAGGGUUAGGGUUAACAGUCCUUUAGGGUUAGGGCUAGCAGACCUUUAGGGUUAACAGUCAUUUAGGGUUAACAGUCCUUUGGGGUUAAGGUUAGCUUUCCUUUAGGGUUAGGGUUAACAGUCAUUUAAAGGUUAGGUUUAACAGUCCUUUAGGGUUAACAGUCCUUUAGGGUUAGGGUUAACAGUCCUUUAGGGUUAGUGUUAACAGUCGUUUAGGGUUAGGGUUGACAUUCCUUUAGGGUUAGGGUUAACAGUCCUUUAGGGUUAGGGUUAACAGUCCAUUAGGGUUAGGGUUAACAGUCCUUUAGGGUCAGGGUUAACAGUCCUUUAGGGUUAACAGUCCUUUAGGGUUAACAGUCCUUUGGGGUUAAGGUUAGCUUUCCUUUAGGGUUAGGGUUAACAGUCCUUUAAAGGUUAGGGUUAACAGUCCUUUAGGGUUAGGGUUAGCAGUCCUUUAGGGUUAGGGUUAGGGUUAGGGUUAGGGUUAACAGUCAUUUAAAGGUUAGGUUUAACAGUCCUUUAGGGUUAGGGUUAACAGUCCUUUAGGGUUAGGGUUAACAGUCCUUUAGCGUUAGGGUUAAUAGUCCUUUAGGGUUAGGGUUAACAGUCCUUUAGCGUUAGGGUUAAUAGUCCUUUAGGGUUAGGGUUAACAGUCCUUUAGCGUUAGGGUUAAUAGUCCUUUAGGGUUAGGGUUAACAGUCCUUUAGGGACCAUUGACUUCUACUUGAUGCAACCAGUAGCAGGGAGAGAAGCUUCACAACCUGACCUGUGUGUUGGUUUUGGGAUCCUUGUGCCCAAUGAUUCAUACACACCGUUCCCUCAAUUGGUUGCUUUUAGAACCUGCGUCUUCCUCGUCACAGAGGAACCCUCUGUGUCUCUGUGUGUGUGUGUGUGUGUCUGUGUCUGUGCGCAUGUGUGCAUGUGUGUAUGAGUGCGUGUGCACGCGUGAGAGUGUGUGAGACUGCGGACUGCGAGUUAGACUUCAUUCAUUCAUUCUAGCAGACUGCCUGGCUGUUCAUGAGCUCAUUGGGGUCAGGUUUAUUCAUGCAGAGAUGCUUGUGAAGGUCUGGUCUACACUGACCCUGAGUUAAAUAUACAGUAGCCUACAGUAUUUAGUAAUCUGUGGGUCCCCUGCCCUAAAACAUAAGAAACAAAAGUCCAUUCAUAGGUAACAAAUAUAUUUGUGUACAAUUAUAGUAAUAUAUGUACUGGUUUCUAAAAAUACAGUGAAGGCUCUCAUCACCUGUGAGAUAUGACCUGUUAGUUAGAGAAACGACUUCUCAUAUCAUCAUUACUGACUGUGUUAGAACUGCAUGUCUUUAACUGUUUUGAUCAGUACUGUUAGAACUGUAUGUCUUUAACGGUUUUGAUCAGUAUUGUUAGAACUGCAUGUCUUUGACUGUUUUGAUCAGUACUGUUAGAACUGUAUGUCUUUAACGGUUUUGAUCAGUAUUGUUAGAACUGCAUGUCUUUGACUGUUUUGAUCAGUACUGUUAGAACUGUGUACAUCUUUCCCUCACCAGGAUGAUUCUAUAACUUUCCCUCUGUAGGACUUAUCUGAGCAUAUGUUUCUCUAACCAGAUCUACUCUAUGCAUGUCUUUCCCCUACUACAUCUACUAGACUUUAUAAAGUUGUUCCUGAAAGGCACAUGUUGGCUAUAGAGCAUCUAUUCCUCCUUAGAGGUAUGUACAGUAUACACACACAGACACUGGCUGAUGCAACUACACACACACACAACCACACACACAAUCCCCUCCCCAAACACCCCUACACACAGUCGGUGAAGACUGCAGCAUUGUGCGACACAGAGUAGGUGUGAGGUCAGACAGUACUAAGUGCUCCCUCUGGAUUUGGCUCACAGGAAAAGACCAAUGAUUUGGAGGACUGGAGCUCUGAGACAAGCUCUUGUGUCCUCUAGCCAGCUGGGAAAAGGAGGGAGGGGAGAGAAGGAGGGAGGGAAGGGAGGGAGGCAAGGAGGGAGGGAGGGAGGGCGGUAGUUACAAAUGCCCAAUCUAACUCACUAAACUCUGACCAUGCUUUUAGAGAAACGUCAGAUCUGCUCUGUGGAGGAGAGAAGUAUUAAACAGAGGUAAACAGCUUAAGGUAAAAAUCCUAAGGCACAGAUCUAGGAUCAGUUUACACGCUCUGAUUUCUAAAAAAAACUGACCUCAGAUCAGUGUCUAGAAGCAACUUCUUCCUACUUUGAGAUCUCAUCUGUCUCAGCAUAUUUCUCUGGAUUACUGGACAACUAUAACUAACCCUGGGUUUGCCGGUGUUAAACUAGACAACUAUAACUAACCCUGGGUUUGCUGGUGUUUACCCCUGGACAACUAUAACUAACCCUGGGUUCGCUGGUGUUAAACCCUGUUCAGCAUGGCUGCUGUGGGAAGGAGAUGAUGACUGACUAUGGUGAGUUUUUACCUCUCACGUUGAAUACAAGGGUUGAAUUGGGAUAUAUUGAAACUGUUCCCAAAAUGUGUCUUUUUCCAAAAAGAUUUUUAAGAAUCCAUUUUUAUGAACUUCUUUGUUGUGUACCACACUAAGGUGGUGAACAUGUUUUCCAACUGCCCAAAUUCAACUGAAUAACUCCUUCGUGGAAAGACAGAGAAUAUUGUAUGAAGUAACAGAGAAUACUAACAGAGAAUACUGAUCAUAUCAUACAAUAAUUCACACAACAAUAUCACAUUGGUAAUGUGUGUUUCUUUAACUUAUGACUUUACUCAGGAAGAGCAUUAAAUCUAUUACUUAGGAAGAGCUUUGAAUGUAUUACAUGGAGUCCUGGGAUCCGUAAAAUACUUUGGAUGAUAUUUUGCAACUAUCAAAAUUGGUUGCAGAGCAGUUCAAUGGUGCACUUGUUGGCCUUGAGAGAUGGAUGUGUGUAUACAAGCACACACACACGCACGCACGCACACACGCACGCACACACGCGCACACACACACACACACACACACACACACACACACACACACACACACACACACACACACACACACACACACACACACACACACACACACACACACACACACACACACACACACACACACACACACACACACACACUACCUUCCUGAGUAGACCAAUUACGUAACACUGUGUGUGUCCAGCAGCUCCAAGACAUCUUUAAAAACACAAAUAGCCAAGUGAAUACAGGGGUGGAUGGGCAAGGCUUCCUCUUUGGCUAACACACAGGGACACAUUACAUUGUUGGCCGGAGAAUGCUAGCCCAUGCUAGCCACAGACUGGACACACUUGCUAUACACUGCAUGCUUAGCAUUCCACAUAAACACACAACAUAACGGAAACUGACAGUUAUCCAGACUGAAUCUCCACAGACUGAAUUUAAAGGAAAACUCCUCCCCAAAACUAUCUUCUGGUAUUUGUUCCAUCAGUCAAUUGUUGAUAUUGUCCCAAAAUGUCAGCAGUAAAGUUUUCAAGAUAUGUAACUUUCAAAAUACAGAUAUACAGCCGGUAUGAUGCAUUUUCCAUCAUAUGAAGCAAAAUACAUCAUACUUCUGUAUUUCUGUAUUUUGAAAGUUACAUAUCUUGAAAACUUUAUUGCUGACAUGCAAAACACUUUGGGACUAUGUCAACAAUGGACUAAUGGAACAGAUACCAGAAGAUCGUUUUGGGGUGGAGUUUUCCUUUACGUUAAAGGUGCAAUCUAGGAUUCCUACAACAACAAAGCGACAGAUUUGAUAGCUGAACUAAGUUCAUGAGGCAUGUAUUGGUUAAAUUCUUAAAGAAUCAAUGGCUAUUUAUUAUUCCAAUCCAACCAAAUGCAGCUACAGGAUAUGAAUACAUUCAUUAUCCAUGAUUGAGUGACUAUACAGAAGGCACUGUAAAGUUAUUGAAAAGAAAACAUUGUUAUGUUAUGUCCUUUAACCUAAUAUGGAACAACACACACUUUGUUUGCCUCCCUCAUCUGCAGAGGUCCAGCCCCCUCUCUCUCUCUGAAUCACGUUCUGUUGCACUCAGUAAUGCCAGCUCAUCGCUGCAGCUAUGGGCAGAAAAUUUGUUUUCUGUGAGAGCACUGGCAUUCACGCAUGCACGACUAGUGAGCGCAGCGCGCACACACGCGGGCGCAUUCGCACACACACACACACGCACACACACACACACACACACACACACACACACACACACACACACACACACACACACACACACACACACACACACACAAACAGACACACACACACACACCUUCAUAUACAGCCCUCUCUCUCUCUUCCCAAUCCAAAGUUCUCAGAACAGUGUUACUGCUGUGUCCCAUUACAUCAGUACUUUAUUCGUGUCAGAGGAAAUUCCGAGUCACUCUGUAGUGCUGCUGUUCCAUUACUGGAAGACGUGAACGUUCCUCCCUUAAGUCCUUUAAACAAGUGACCUUAUACCAGAGGAUUAUACAAAACACACAUAGAAAUACACACGGUCACAGUCACCAACUCUGUGCCUGGCAAGGGCCUAGAAAUAUAAUGACUGGCAUGGGUUCACUCAAUAUGGCCGCCGGUCCACCCAUCAUGGUACAUUGACUUUAAUGAGAAUGUCUGUUCUAGUUAUUCUAUUUCUAUGGGCUAAAAACAAACAAACAAAAAAGGCUAAGGUCUAAUAGCGCCAAGUAUUGGAGUACAGAACCAACUGAAAACCUGGGCAGUAGAUGCUGGGUACCUAGAUACUAUGAUGAGAUGGCAUUUCUGUGUUCAACAGCCAAAAUGUGUAUAUUGCUUUUUCCUAAAUGCAUUUCUGGCAAAGUGCUUAACAAUAACCUGGGCCCGACCCCUAAAGACAUGGCAGCAAUAGCAGCAGAAGGACAGGGGCUGCUAUGGACAAACUCCCUAAGACGAACUACCUUAAGAGGAACCAGGCUCUAAAGAAGGAGCCCAUCCUCCUCUUGUUUGGCAGGUAUACGUUCAGAUAACAUUCUUACCAGCUUCGCUCGUAAUUUAACAUUUGCAUUAGUAUUUACACUUCACAUUCUAGUUUGUUAUUAAGGCACAUGAAAGAUCACAUUUUCAAGAAGGAAGUUCUGCAAAAAAAUGAAUUUUGAUGAAAACACUUCGUUCGCAUGCUGCGUCACAUAUGACAAUCUAGACCAGAGUCAUUGUAGGCCCAGGCAUGUCACUGCUGACACAGGCUAUCUACCCUGUAGACCUAUUCUUUCACUUUCACUUUGGUAUAGCCAAUUAUCUGAAAGCAAAUAUUAGAAAAGCCAUUCAUAUCUACCUAGUGCACUAACCAAUACCCAACCCUGAGUAGAAGUCAAGUCAACAGUCUAGAAGAGGCAAGUUGACCUUGAGCUUAAGCUGUGUCAGCAUCAGUGUGUGUGUGUGUGUGUGUGUGUGUGUGUGUGUGUGUGUGUGUGUGUGUGUGUGUGUGUGUGUGUGUGUGUGUGUGUGUGUGUGUGUGUGUGUGUGUGUGUGUGUGUGUGUGUGUGCGUGUGUGUGUGUGCGCGCGCACGUGCGUGUGGGGUUUACUGUGCUCGCAAACCAACAUGGGGAGAGAGAGAGAGAGAGACAGAGCGAGAGAGAGAGAGAUAGAGAAGGGGGAGGAGAGAGAGAGAGACAGAGCGAGAGAGAGAGAUAGAGAAGGGGGAGGAGAGAGAGAGAGAGACAGAGCAAGAGAGAGAUAUAGAGAAGGGGGAGGAGAGAGAGAGAAGGGAGAGAGAGAUAAGUGGGGAGGAGAGACAGAGAGACAGAGCGAGAGAGAGAGAUAGAGAAGGGGGAGGAGAGAGAGAGGAGGGAGAGAGAAAGAUAAGUGGGGAUGAGAGAGAGAGAGGUUACAGGCAGCAGUGAACAGUAAACAGAGGAAGAUAGAGAGGGAUGGAGAGAGAGGACGACCUUCAACAAACCUACAAGAUGAUGCAGAUCCAUGUCUCCAGUCUAUCUACUGUAUCUGAGCUGAGGGAUUAUUAGCCAACCUGAAGCAUUUACAACAAACACACUAAAUGGGACUGUGUGCUGCUUGCCUCAUCAUUACAAUAAUGACAAACAUCCUUCCGUUAUCAGUGCUGCCAAUUAUCUUUAAAAAACAACAUGUGGUUUCCACUUAGCCUCACAUGUGUUAUUGGAAGACCACACCAUAGUGUUGUAUCAACCAGCAGACAGAGAGGUAUUUGUCAGCAUGUGACAUCAAGCUCCUGUGGAAGUCAGCUCCUGUGGUCCUUGGACAGGGAACACAGAGAGCAGGGAAGUGACCAAAGACAUGUGGCUGGGACAGGGUUGUGUGUGUGUGUGUGUGUGUGUGUGUGUGUGUGUGUGUGUGUGUGUGUGUGUGUGUGUGUGUGUGUGUGUGUGUGUGUGUGUGUGUGUGUGUGUGUGUGUGUGGAAGUGGGGAAAUGAAGACCCAAUAUGCAUUGGCUCAGCAUGAGAGCCCUGUCAGUCAGCAUUUUAUUUUUUAUAUUUUUUUAUAUUCCCCUUUAUUACUUUCCAACCCUGCCACCCUUUCCCCACUUGGAGUAAACUAGUGAACAACAACGCCUAGGCCUCUACUUCCAGCCCAUACCCACUAUCUACAUUUUAUGGACACAGUCAAUUUUACAGUAAUUACAUUUUGUUUGUUCUUUCUCCUGAACUUCUUCUACUCUCAACCUUUCCGAUCAUUUUCAUGAUGUCCAUCCGGUUUGCUUCUAUAUGCCAUAUCUUUCUAACUGUGCUCCUUCACAAAAGCUCCCAACCUACAACCCAUACACUUAUUAUGGAUACAGCGUGCCUACAUUAUUAGUUAUCUUGUUAUUGUUUGUUGUUAGUUGUUAUUAGUCCCAUCCUUCAAUUCCAUUCAACACCUCCCAUCUAUCUAUUAACACCAGUCAGUCAGCAUUGCUUAUAACAUGUUAUGUCAUUGAUAUGACAGUCUUAUGUAGCCUUUAUGACACAGGGUUCAUACUAAGUCUUACCCUUUCAUAUUUUUGUUAAUAAUUGUUUUUAGUUCUAAUUUUUUUUCUUCUAUUCUUGGGCAUUAUUGACAGGCGUUAUUGCAGAGAAUAUCUCUCUCUCCAGAUUACUCUAUGGAAUUAUUUACAUUCCAAGCUGUCUGGUUUCUCUCAUUAUUGCAAUUGGUCUCAAAAACAGGCAUCGUUCCACCAUGAAUGAAGUGUUUUGUAAAUGAUCUAAUUCACUGGGCUGGGAACAUCAAGUACCCAAUGUUAUUUUGAAGCGGCACUGAUAGCCAUUUACUGGGCUGGGAACAUCAAGUACCCAAUGUUAUUUUUAAGCGGCACUGAUAGCCAUUUACUGGGCUGGGAACAUCAAGUACCCAAUGUUAUUUUGAAGCGGCACUGAUAGCCAUUUAUUGGGCUGGGAACAUAAAGUACACAAUGUUAUUUUGAGGUGACACUGAUAGCCAUUUUUAUUGGUCGUGUGACAUCAUCAGAACAAGCAACCAACCAAUCAAAUGUACUUUCACGUCUCCAGACCAAUGAGGGGAUUAUAUUAAUGCCCUGGGCCUGCCCCUGGUGAACCGGGUUAGCGUUGAAUGCAUUCGUUCUGGAACCGGGAUCCCUCCUCGGCGUGAGCCAGGUGCCCCAUUUUGGCCAACCGCAAAGUAGUCUCAAAACAAAAGUGACGUAGGUUAAGCACGUGGCGUAGUGAGUAGGAUUCUGUGUUUUUACAUGGAGAAGUGUUUGCUUUUGAUAAAAAGGCUUUAUCUGCCUUCCCAAUGAAAACGAGUAAAAAAAAAAAUAGAACAUAUAUUUUAUGGAAAAGAGAUGUAUGUUUCUGAACGAUGCAUCAUGCUGCCUUGUUGACAACAUGACGAGGAGCGCAGAUUACUGUUCGAUUUAAGAAUGGCGCUCCUCCCUCACUGCUUUCGCCUGUUCACGUCACGGGCCAAAGGCCACUGCACUUAUUCGAACAACCUCAAAGAAUGAUGAAUAAUGUUGAUUGUUAUUUAAGAGGAAAUGCUUUCCAAAGAGUCACACAUGCACAACAACAUGCACAACUACCAGAAUUUGUCAUGGGAUGCAAUUUCUGUUUGUAAACAAAUUUCCUGGUUGUAGAGAUGUGCGAUUACAGUUUAAACCAGGAUUUCACAGAAUAAAUAAUAAUGAUGUCUUUGCAAACAGUUUGGCUUCCUGGGUCUAUACAUGACAGUCAACAGCAAACAACACAAUACAGAGAAAGGGUCUGUACAUGACAGUCAACAGUCUGUACAUGACAGUCAACAGCAAACAACACAAUACAGAGAAAGGAUCUGUACAUGACAGUCAACAGCAAACAACACAAUACAGAGAAAGGGUCUGUACAUGACAGUCAAAAGCAAACAACACAAUACAGAGAAAGGAUCUGUACAUGACAGUCAACAGUAAACAACACAAUACAGAGAAAGGGUCUGUACAUGACAGUCAACAGCAAACAUAACAAUACAGAGCAAAGCAUGACAGUGGGGUUGAUUUACUGUAUGUAAAGUAAGUAAGUAAGCAGCCCAUAGGGCAGGAGUAUAGAUAUCCCAAUAUAUUACUAGAGAGACUAUGUCAUAAACCCUCAACGUUCCAGAAUGGUAUGAAAAGCCAUUGUGGUCAGGGAGAAAUCCAAAGCAGUCUAAUUGGAAUGAAUGGCAGUAGAGGCAUAAUCCAGAUUUGACUUCUGCAGGAAGAUACAAAUAAAACAUGUGCUAUAUCAGACAUUGUGUAAUAGAAUGAUUGUUAACCUAAAACAUUCUCAUAUAAUUAUAAAUACAGUUGAUACAGGUGUUAUAGACAUGUUCUGUAUAAAUAGCCUCUAAAAUAUAUGUCAACAGACCAUAACUGUCUCAAUGUUUGUUUUCUUGGAAAGCUGGUGUAAUAAACGUUGCUAUAAUAUCAUACAGUGUCAGUACUUUGUUGCAUUUACAACUUCUCUAAGUCCUAACAGCUAAUGAUUUCAGCCAGUGUCUGGCUGUGGAUUGACUGCGUCAUUUGUAUGGAAUGUUGGCAUAUUGACAGUUAAUUUGAACAAUUAUUGGAAUCAUUCCACUUAAACUGACUGGCUAGCUAGCUAAUAAACAUACUGUGCAGAAAAUCUUCAAAUUGUUUGUUUUCCACAGUAUCAUAUCUCAGAACACAGUGUAUGUAGCCUGCUGUAUACUUAGCUAAGUGUUUCUGACUUGAGUGAAACAGCAACAUCUAUAAUGCAUAUGCAGGGUCAUCAUAUAAGUUUAUUAUAGUGAGAGAGUAGCAGUUAGUCAGGAGACCUUCACUUAUACUAUUAGUGUGAUGAACACACCAACUCCCAACUCUUACUACUACGACUGCUACUGGACUAUACUUCUAAUACUAAUAAUAGUCUAUACUAUUAUUACUAGUGCUACAGUGGUACACUUAUAUACCAUUUACUUGUAUGCAUCAGUAAAUCAAAUCAAAUGUUAUUAGUCACAUUCUUCAUAAACAACAGGUGUAGACUAACAGAGAGAAAGAAAAUAGAGAAAUAAUAAAAAAGUAAAACACAGAAUAAUAAAAGUAAUGGUAACACUUUACUUGACACCUAGCAUCAUAACACUUUAUGACACGAUCAUAACUAUGUCAUAAUAUGUCAUAACAGCUGACAUAACUUGUCAUAACCUGUCAUAAUAUGGUCCUAACACUGUCAUGACACAUAUAUUUAGACCUGUUGUGACAUGUAUCUCGUUAUUUUAUGGCUGGUUAUGACACCUACAUAAGAGUGUCAAAACCCACAAGACCUACCACACAAGGCAAAACAUUCCAUUACACCAUGGCCUACUUGUCAACAGUAUUUGUUAUAUGAAAUUUUCUGAAAUUGACCAUAUUUAAUUAUCAUUGUAAUUGCGCAUACAUUGAUGUCAGACAUGCACCUACCCCAAUGCUCUGUUGCUGAUGACUGGGAUGAGUGCAGGAGCAGAUUUCAGGAGCAGGACAAGACACUCUGACUGAUGACUGGCAGCCUAUCUGGCUAAGCCUAUCUGGCUUAUAUUUUUAUGAUGGUCAUAACGCUUCUUGACAUUGUCAUAAAGUGUAUUUUCUUAGUCCAAGUAAAGUGACACAGGAUGAUGAUAAUGGUUCAUAACAGUGUCAUGAAGUGUAUUUUCAACAAGUUAUUCAAAAUACAAUGAAAAUGGAAAUUUCUUGGCAGGGAAAAAACACAUUUGAAUAAAUAUAGGUUUUGACACUCUUAUGUAGGUGUCAUAACCAGCCACAAAAAGAACGCAAUAUAUGUCACAACAGAUGUAAAUAUAUGGGUCAUGACAGUGUUAUGACAUAUUAUGACAUGGUUAUGAUCGUGUUAUAACGUGUCAUGACACUAGGUGUCAAGUAAAGUGUUACCAAAGUAAUAAUAGAUGCACAGUGAGUAAUGAUGACUUGGAUAUAUACACGGGGUACCAGUACCGAGUCGAUGUGCAGGGGUAUGAGGUAAUUGAGGUAGAUACGUACAUAUAACUAUACUCUUAGAAAAAAACUUGCUAUCUAGAGCCUUAAAUGGUUCUUCGGCUGUUCUUCGGCUGUCCCCUUUUUGGUUCCAGGUAGAACCCUUUUGGGUUCCAUGUAGAACCCUUUCUACAGAGGGUUCUACAUGAAACACAAAAGGGUUCUACCUGGAACCAAAAAGGGUUCUGCCUGGAACCAAAAAGGGCUCUCCUAUGGGGACAGCCGAAGAACCCUUUUGUAACCCUUUUUUCUAAGAGUGUAGGAAUAAAGUGAGUAGGCAACAGGAUAGACAAUAAACAGUAGCAGCUGGAUCAGUUGAAAUGUGUAUGGGUUUGUUUACUUUAUUAUGUAGGGGUUUUCCUAUUCUAAGUGUUGCGUUCCAAAUGCCACCCUAUUCCCUAUUUAGUGCACUACUUUUCACCAGGGCUCAUAAGGCCAUUUGGGAGGCACUUUGUGAGCCCAGAACAAUCUCAGUGCAGAUCUCCGUUAGUGUGGUUACUUUAAGUUCAUGGUCUCCAUGACCUCAAAUCCCGGGGGAAGGAGCUUUGGUGUGUGUGUGUCCGUGCACAUGUGUGCACGUGUGUGCAUGUGUGUGCACGUGUGUAUAUUAAUGCGUGUCUUUGUUUGCACGUACAUGUGUGUUUACAGUGUGUGCAGUCUAAAUAUCAGGAGUCUGAUUAAGCCCUAUUCAGGAGGCUCUAGCAGCAACAUGCUGCUGUUUUCAGGGAAGAAAAGAUCUCUUAUCUCUGCUUCGACCAUUGCCUCAGCAGAUUCUCAGAACACUUAUGACACACACAAGCAUGCAAGCAUGCAUGCACGGACACACACACACACGCACGCUCACACACACACACACACACACACACACACACACACACGCACACAUGCAGACACACACAUAUACACGUACACAUACACACUCACACACACAGACAGACUUCCUAAUUGAAUUUUCGAAUUGCCUUGCAGAGUGUCCCUCUCCAUUAGCCUGUGUGCCGGCUGGGAGGAGUGUGUGUGAGAGUGUGUUAGCAGCACACACACAAGCAGCACACACACACACUCUAACGGCCAUGCCCCAGAGAUACUCCUACCAGAGGAGGAAAGCCAGCACGGCAGCAGCUCGGAGGAUGGAGAGGCGAGGCAGGGACUCUGGGAAGAGCAACACCACCAACGCUAGCCACAGCCACCGCCACCGCUCCAACAAGCUAGCCAUGCUCUCCAGGUAUGGAAUCUGUUCGUAGCACACCGCUCUUCAGGCUGCUUGGUUUAGUCAAAGCCAAUGUGCGGAGGCCUUGCUGGGAGCAUAAUGGAUUUUUGGUUGGAAUACGAGGUAGCAACGAUAUGCCUUUUCCUUUUCCCGUUAAUUCUUCUUCUUCUUCUUCUUCUUCUUCUUCUUCUUCUUCUUCUUCUUCUUCUUCUUCUUCUUCUUCUUCUUCUUCUUCUUCUUCUUCUUCUUCUUCUUCUUCCUUCCAGGUCUCUGAUCCUCUGUCACUCCAGGGCCAGUGAUGACUGCCCCAGCCCCGAAGAGAAACAGCCAGGGGAGGGCUGGGAGGGAGACGGGGGCUUGGGGAGAGACGGGGAGGGGGACAGAGAGGGGGAAAGGUACCGGAAGAAGAUCCAGGAAGGACCCCAGGAGAGUGGAGGAACUAUGCAGGCAUCUACACAGCCACCCGUAGAGGCCACCAACACACUCAGGGCUACAGGAGAACACAAGAGGAAUAUGAGGAGGUCCUUCAGUAUCAAGGUAUGAAUGGGGAUCAUUUGCUUAUAACAUUAUGGAGUUGUGUUUGGACAUUUCAAUGAUAUAUUACAUCAUAAUGUGGUGCCAAGCCAACAGGGUUGCUGUUUGCAAAGUGCUAUUAACAAUGUAUGCCUCCUGGUCCUGAAUUAUGACUGUUCUGCACAGUGCUAUCUUUGCAUUGGUUGUUUUUAUCAAUACAUUUGUAGAAAUAAUGUGAAAACCAUUUUUUUGGCACAUAAUCAUUGUUAAUGCACGUUAUACACACUAUUACUUAACUAAGAGAACUAUGAUAAGAAGUUUUAAUGAAUCUGGAAAAACUAAAAAUAUGUGUGUUUAUGUCAGUCCAGUCCCUCAGGCAGUGUAUUGGUAAGACAUGUAGAUCCUUUCUCAGCUGACAGGCUGACAGCUAGGCAUCAAGAUGGAUUAGCAUACCAUGUUCAGGUACCAUACAUGUUGCAUGUUAAGACUGUUACUGCUAUUGCAAGAGUGAACAAGCUAAAGACUCCAGCCUUCAAAAGCAUAUGACUUACUUCUUGUUAUGUGUGGUGGGUAGAGAGUCUUAGUUGCUCAAAAGGGGUCAGAUCCUCACUUGAAACAUGCAUUGAAGACAAUGGGAGAUUUGUGGGGGGGGGGGGGAUGAAUAAUGCAUGUUGAUCUCAAGUUAGGACUUGUCUCAAUAUGAAAAGCAUUUAGGAUAAAACAUAUACAAUACAGUAUUGUAUCUGAAGAUUGAGUCCAGUGUAUGAAGAACUCUUGGUACUACCCAUAAUACAGUCUGGAAUGUGUUCCUCUAGUCAUCUCUGUCUGGACUGGGUUCCUCUAGUCAUCUCUGUCUGGACUGUGUUUCUUGUGCAAAUGCAUAACAGCAAUCACAUGGCCUGUGUGUCAGAGGGCUGAGUGCUGCUGUUGGGCCUGUUUCACUCACACACAAAGAAAGUGUUUGUUGGGAACCAGGGGAGGGAGAGAGGUAUUAGACCACAUUGGAGGGAAAGACAUGUUAACUAGCUAACACAAGGCUAUGAGGACAUUUCACUGAUGUCAUAGAGCCUCGGGACAAUGUGGCCAUGUUCAAAUACUUAAUAAAUGCACCCUUCCUUCCUUCAUUCCUCCCCUAUUUGAGGUUAUGGCUGGUCUGUUAGUCUUGUUCCUAGCUAUGUGUUAUAAAAUAAAAGCAUCACCUCUGUCAGUAACUGUGAACUCACAUGGCUGAUUCUAUUCAGGCCAAUCUUCAGCCAGAUUGAUGUCAGGAAGUAAUGUUCCGUAGCAGACUGAUUCUGUUCAGGCUAACCUUCAGCCAGGUUGAUGUCAGGAAGUAGUGUUCCGUAGCAGACUGAUUCUGUUCAGGCCAACCUUCAGCCAGAUUAAUGUCAGGAAGUAGUGUUCCGUAGCAGACUGAUUCUGUUCAGGCCAACCUUCAGCCAGAUUAAUGUCAGGAAGUAGUGUUCCGUAGCAGACUGAUUCUGUUCAGGCCAAUCUUCAGCCAGAUUGAUGUCAGGAAGUAGUGUUCCGUAGCAGACUGAUUCUGUUCAGGCCAAUCUUCAGCCAGAUUGAUGUCAGGAAGUAGUGUUCCGUAGCAGACUGAUUAUGUUCAGGCCAACCUUCAGCCAGAUUGAUGUCAGGAAGUAGUGUUCCGUAGCAGACUGAUUAUGUUCAGGCCAACCUUCAGCCAGAUUAAUGUCAGGAAGUAGUGUUUAGCGGCAGACUGAUUAUGUUCAGGCCAACCUUCAGCCAGAUUGAUGUCAGGAAUUAAUGUUCCGUAGCAGAACAUAAAUCAGAGUUCAUGAAUGAAUGAAUGCUAGUUAUUUAAUCACUAGGAUAACAUGAGGACUAUGUCACAAGACAGUAUGAUCCUAUGGACAUUCAGAGAGAAACCCAAGGUUACCCUAAAGUUUAUGAAUGAACUCUAUUCACCAAGGUUAGGUCGAUUCCAUGUCAACUCAUUAAGAGUGAAUUCGUUGAUAGUGAAGCGGAAGGCUGUCAUUUAAAAACUGUCAUAUAAAGAUCUUACCGUUGAUUAUGACAAGACACACCUGGUGGGUGAAUCAGAGGAAAGAGCUUGUUAGUGUCCAACCGGUCACAAAUUAAUUGAGUUCACAUAGAAAAAAAGGCUUGAUUCCUUUUCAACCCCUGAAUUGGCCUAGGAGAAAUGGAAUUGAGCCCAAUCCUGCUACUCUGAGCUGACAGAAGGCUAUGUCACAGGACAGUCGAUAACAGACAUUCAGAUACAUGCAAAAAUACCAUGAGGGAAACAAACAGUGAGUUGACGUUCACUGUGUUUUACAUUGUUUUAUGUUCAUAUCAUGUGCAUGUUAGAACGUGUGUUUAAUACCUCUGGGUUGUUGUUGUUUAUAUUCAGAUAGAGAUAUAUAAUGGAACAAGGGGAGACAUUGAAAAGGAUAUAGAGAGGGGGUUCCAUGUGCUGCAGGUUACAGCUUUACUCACUAGCCCAGACUCAGGCACCCCACAGUUAGACUACAGCAUUUUACCUCAAAAAAUGUUCAACCGUAGUGGGUGUGGGGCAAUACCUUUACAAUGGUUCCAAAAAUGGCCCCUGCAUUUCAUAAGGACAAUGUCAUGUGAGAUUUAAGUUAAUCAUAUGGUUCUCUUUUAAAAGGAGCCUAAACACACUAGCAGUUCUCAUAAAGGUAACUUAUGCACGCUGUGGCACAGUUCAUAGACCUAUAAAAGCUCUACUACUCUGUUAUUUGUUCUGAAGCUGUCAACCCAUUAACUCAAGGUCUUGAUUUGGUCAUAAAGCCGUCUUUUAAAACCCUGCAUAGAGGUGCCCUUGUGUUGGCUCUGCUGGACUGGACUGUACUGGUAUAAGAAAAGGCCAGGGGAGCCAUAUGUAUCUAACGUCUCAGAGUAGGAGAGCUGAUUUAGGAUCAGCUUUGCCUUUUAGAUCACAAUGAAUAAGAUAAUACAGACAGGGGUGACCUGAUCCUAGAUCAGCACUCCUACUCUGAUGUGCUUGAUACAUAUGCAGUUAGAGUUGUAGCUCUAGUCUAGGCAAUGUGUUUCUUUGACCCCUCUGAAGAUCCGUCCCCAACUUCCCUGGUUUUACUCUCUAAACCAGGGGUGUCAAACGUCCGGCCCGCGGGCCGGAUCAGGCCCGCAAACGGGUUUAAUCCGGCCCGCGAGAUGAUAAAAAAAAAAAAAAAAAAAAAAAAAAAAAAAUAAUAAUAAUAAUAAUUUUGUAAAGUAUAAAAAUGCGCUGCAAUUUUUCAAUAAAAUAAACUGCUGUUCCAAUUGCGUCCACUGGAUUGCGCAAUAGCAAUUGUGUUAAGCAAGCAAACUGUUUAUACCGGGGCAGAGCAAGUAGGUCAAGCACGUGCAGCCAAUGAGCUACUUUGUUUUGCCCGCGAUAUUUAUUACGGCUUCUACUUUUAACAUUAUGUGCUUUGGCACCCUCAUUGCCCCAAUAUGUCUCUGUCAAAAAAGAGAAAAGUGGACGCAGAGUGCAGAGUGUUCCAAGAAAAAUGGUCAUCCUAUUUAUGCUGAAAGAAUAUAACCUUCGUCGCCACUAUGUGAGUCUUCAUGCCGACAAAUAUGGACAACUUCAAGGACACAAGCGGAGAUGAGCGGAAGCCUGAAUGAACUGUUGGCGGGUCUGAAGAACAGAGUCCUAAUGUUUACUCACAGCCCUAGACAAUCAGUGACGGCUGCAGUGAAAGCUAGCUACCCUCAUUGCUAAUGAAAUCCAGUGGCUUCAAAACCAUUUUUGCACUAUCUUGUAUGCACUAUACACUUACUUAACUAAGACUAUGAUAAGAAGUUUUAAUGAAUCUGGAAAACUAAAAAUGUGUGUUUAUGCAGUCCAGUUCCCUCAGCAGUGUAUUGACAGACAUGAGAUCCUUUCUCAGCUGACAGGCUGACAGCUAGGCAUCAGGUGGAUUAGCAUACCAUGUUCAGGUACCAUACAUGUUGCAUGUUAAGACUGUUACUGCUAUUGCAAGAGUGAACAAGCUAAAGACUCCAGCCUUCAAAAGCAUAUGACUUACUUCUUGUUAUGUGUGGUGGGUAGAGAGUCUUAGUUGCUCAAAAGGGGUCAGAUCCUCACUUGAAACAUGCAUUGAAGACAAUGGGAGAUUUGUGGGGGGGGGGGGAAUGAAUAAUGCAUGUUGAUCUCAAGUUAGGACUUGUCUCAAUAUGAAAGCAUUUAGGAUAAAACAUAUACAAUACAGUAUUGUAUCUGAAGAUUGAGUCCAGUGUAUGAAGAACUCCUGGUACUACCCAUAAUAAGUCUGGAAUGUGUUCCUCUAGUCAUCUCUGUCUGGACUGGGUUCCUCUAGUCUUGCGGAUGGGUCCUUAGUCAUCCUGUCUGGACGGGGUUUUCUUGUGCAAAUGCAUAACAGCAAUCACAUGGCCUGUGUGUCAGAGGGCUGAGUGCUGCUCGUUGGGCCUGUUUCACUCACACACAAAGAAAGUGUUUGUUGGGAACCAGGGGAGGGAGAGAGGUAUUAGACCACAUUGGAGGGAAAGACAUGUUAACUAGCUAACACAAGGCUAUGAGGACAUUUCACUGAUGUCAUAGAGCCUCGGGACAAUGUGGCCAUGUUCAAAUACUUAAUAAAUGCACCCUUCCUUCCUUCAUUCCUCCCCUAUUUGAGGUUAUGGCUGGUCUGUUAGUCUUGUUCCUAGCUAUGUGUUAUAAGAUAAAAGCAUCACCUCUGUCAGUACUGUGAACUCACAUGGCUGAUUCUAUUCAGGCCAAUCUUCAGCCAGAUUGAUGUCAGGAAGUAAUGUUCCGUAGCAGACUGAUUCUGUUCAGGCUAACCUUCAGCCAGGUUGAUGUCAGGAAGUAGUGUUCCGUAGCAGACUGAUUCUGUUCAGGCCAACCUUCAGCCAGAUUAAUGUCAGGAAGUAGUGUUCCGUAGCAGACUGAUUCUGUUCAGGCCAAUCUUCAGCCAGAUUAAUGUCAGGAAGUAGUGUUUAGCGGCAGACUGAUUAUGUUCAGGCCAACUUUCAGCGAGAUUGAUGUCAGCAAGUAGUGUUCCGUAGCAGACUGAUUCUGUUCAGGCCAACCUUCAGCCAGAUUAAUGUCAGGAAGUAGUGUUCCGUAGCACACUGAUUCUGUUCAGGCCAACCUUCAGCCAGAUUAAUGUCAGGAAGUAGUGUUCCGUAGCAGACUGAUUCUGUUCAGGCCAAUCUUCAGCCAGAUUGAUGUCAGGAAGUAGUGUUCCGUAGCAGACUGAUUCUGUUCAGGCCAAUUUUCAGCCAGAUUGAUGUCAGGAAGUAGUAUUCCGUAGCAGACUGAUUAUGUUCAGGCCAACCUUCAGCCAGAUUGAUGUCAGGAAGUAGUGUUCCGUAGCAGACUGCUUAUGUUCAGGCCAACCUUCAGCCAGAUUGAUGUCAGGAAGUAGUGUUCCGUAGCAGACUGAUUAUGUUCAGGCCAACCUUCAGCCAGAUUAAUGUCAGUGUAGUGUAUUGAGAUUAUGACUUUCUUAAUGGGUUUAAGUGGAACCUUUGAGGAUGUUUAUUUUAGUGUCAGAGGGAAGGGUUUUAGGGUGACACCCCGGAUAGGACAGAGAAGUCUGUGUGUUGUAGACAGGGGAUUGGACAGUAGAGGGAGCCACCCCUAUCUUGGGAAGAUUAUAUAUACUGGGUAAAAACGACGAAGAGGUUAGAGCAGCCAUUGCAAUCUGGGACGUUGCUCUCCGGGUGGUCAUGACAUCCGUAAACUCAUGCUGAAAGCUUGUGAUAUGAAUAAACUUAUGAUCAAGGUUCAGUAUGAGCGGACUCCUUUGUUUAUCAGCAAUAAUUGCCAGCAUUGACCCGAUACUACAUCAGGAAGUAGUGUUUAGCGGCAGACUGAUUAUGUUCAGGCCAACCUUCAGCCAGAUUGAUGUCAGGAAUUAAUGUUCCGUAGCAGAACAUAAAUCAGAGUUCAUGAAUGAAUGAAUGCUAGUUAUUUAAUCACUAGGAUAACAUGAGGACUAUGUCACAAGACAGUAUGAUCCUAUGGACAUUCAGAGAGAAACCCAAGGUUAUCCUAAAGUUUAUGAAUGAACUCUAUUCACCAAGGUUAGGUCGAUUCCAUGUCAACUCAUUAAGAGUGAAUUCGUUGAUAGUGAAGCGGAAGGCUGUCAUUUAAAAACUGUCAUAUAAAGAUCCUACCGUUGAUUAUGACAAGACACACCUGGUGGGUGAAUCAGAGGAAAGAGCUUGUUAGUGUCCAACCGGUCACAAAUUAAUUGAGUUCACAUAGAAAGAAAGGCUUGAUUCCUUUUCAAACCCCUGAAUUGGCCUAGGAGAAAUGGAAUUGAGCCCAAUCCUGCUACUCUGAGCUGACAGAAGGCUAUGUCACAGGACAGUCAAUAACAGACAUUCAGAUACAUGCAAAAAUACAUGAGGGAAACAAACAUGAGUUGACGUUCACUGUGUUUACAUUGUUUAUGUUCAUAUCAUGUGCAUGUUUAGAACGUGUGUUUAAUACUCUGGGGUUGUUGUUGUUUUAUUCAGAUAGAGAUAUAUAAUGGAACAAGGGGAGACAUUGAAAAGGAUAGAGAGAGGGGGUUCCAUGGUGCUGCAGGGUUACAGCUUUACCCACUAGCCCAGACUCAGGACCCCACAGUUAGACUACAGCAUUUCAUCUCAAAAAUUUUUCAACCGUAGUGGGUGUGGGGCAGUACCUUUACAAUGGUUCCAAAAAUGGCCCCUGCAUUUCAUAAGGACAAUGUCAUGUGAGAUUUAAGUUAAUCAUAUGGUUCUCUUUUAAAAGGAGCCUAAACACACUAGCAGUUCUCAUAAAGGUAACUUAUGCACGCUGUGGCACAGUUCAUAGACCUAUAAAAGCUCUACUACUCUGUUAUUUGUUCUGAAGCUGUCAACCCAUUAACUCAAGGUCUUGAUUUGGUCAUAAAGCCGUCUUUUAAAACCCUGCAUAGAGGUGCCCUUGUGUUGGCUCUGCUGGACUGGACUGUACUGGUAUAAGAAAAGGCCAGGGGAGCCAUAUGUAUCUAACGUCUCAGAGUAGGAGAGCUGAUUUAGGAUCAGCUUUGCCUUUUAGAUCACAAUGAAUAAGAUAAUACAGACAGGGGUGACCUGAUCCUAGAUCAGCACUCCUACUCUGAUGUGCUUGAUACAUAUGCAGUUAGAGUUGUAGCUCUAGUCUAGGCAAUGUGUUUCUUUGACCCUCUGAAGAUCCGUCCCCAACUUCCCUGGUUUUACUCUCUAAACAAACAUAUUUUAUGCUAUCGUAGUCUGUUGGAACCAUCCAUAUGAACCACUAAAAUCCAAUCAAAUCAGAUGUUAUUUGGCACAUGCGCCGAAUACAACAGGUGGAGACCUUACCAUGAAAUGUAUUAACCAACAAUGCAGUUCAACAAAUAGAGUUAAGAAAAUAUUUACUAAAUAAACUCAAGUUAGAAAAAAGAAAAAAGUAACACAAUAAAAUAACUAUAACGAGGCUAUAUACAGGGGGUACCAGUACUGAGUCAUUGUGCGGGGGUACAGGUUAGUCGAGGUAAUUUGUACAUGUAAGUAAGGGUAAAGUGAAUCAAUGUAAAUAGUCUGGGUGGCCAUUUUAUUAAUUAUUCAGCAGUCUUAUGGCUUGAGGGUAGAAGCUGUUAAGGAGCCUUUUGGACCUAGACUUGGCGCUCCGGUACCGCUUGCUGUGCGAUAGCAGAGAGAACAGUCUAUGACUUGGGUGACUGGAGUCUUUGACAAUUUUUUGGGCCUUCCUCUGACACCGCCUAGUAUAUAGGUCCUGGAUGUCAGGAAGCUUGGCCCCAGUGAUGUACUGGGCCGUACGCACUAUGGUCGGAUGCCGAGCAGUUGCCAUACCAGAUGGUGAUGCAACCGGUCAGGAUGCUCUCGAUGGUGCAGCUGUAUAACUUUUUGAGGAUCUUGUGACCCAUGCCAAAUCUUUUCAGUCUCCUGAGGGGGAAAAGGCGUUGUCGUGCCCUCUUCAUGACUGUUUUGAUGUGUUUGGACCAUGAUAGUUUGUUGGUGAUAUGGACACCAAUUGCAGCUUCAUCAACUGAGUGCUAGCCUUUUCGCAUGCUUGUGUCGCUCCUUGACUUAUAACACCCUUGUCUAAUGAAGAAAACAAAGUUGAGCAUGUUGUAACCUCAUCUCUCCUGGGACUGUAUUGGCACAGGAGAGUAUUGCCCCUGCAUAGAGGUCCCCUUGUGCUAACGCUCUGCUUGCCCUAUUGGUGCAGGAGAGCAGUAUCUGGAGGAUGUGUGUAACGACGGGGGCGGGCGAGGAGGGUCUGGGCCUGCAGACGGGCGAUAGCAGCCACCAGACGGAGGACAAAGAGCCCAGUGUGGAGCGAGGGAGGAACGGAGGAGGGGAGGGACACAGGUAGCAAGCCAUACAGAUAUAAGCAGACUGCUAUAAUGCUUUAUUACUUAUUGUAAGCAUGUCUGGGUCUUUAUACUGUCUUCUUAAAGGGAUACUUUGGGAUUUUGUAUGUCUCUGUGUCCAGUAUGAAGGAAGUUGGGGGGACAGAUAGCCUAGCUGUUAAGAGCGUUGGGACAAUAUCUGAAAGGUUGCUGGUUUGAAUCCCCGAGCCGACUAGGUGAAAAACAUGUCGAUGUGUCCUUGAGCAAGGGACUUAACCCUAAUUGCUCCUGUUAGUCGCUCUGGAUAAGAGCAUCUGCUAAAAAGUUAGAGGUAGUUUUGCAAGCCAAUGCUAACUAGCGUUAGCGCAAUGACUGGAAGUCUAUGGGUAUCUACUAGCAUGCUUCAUACUGGACACAGAGACAAAAAAAAAUGGUAUCCACGAGUUUAUCUGACUCUGGGGAAGUAGAUAAAAUCCUGAAGUAUCCCUUUAAGGCUUAUUAUUAUAUGUUAUGGCUUUCUAUGUAAUACAUUUUGAACUGAUUCAAAAUGGCUGUUAGCAUAGUGCAUUAUACCUGUCAGUUUAUGGUUUUUCGAAGAUGGCCUUGCCAAGGCUUGUGUACAACAGUUUGGGAAAUGCAUGCAGCAGAUUCCCAAAGUGUAGUGGCUAAUGUACCCACACUGCCAAACAACAGUGGCUAUUUUUCUAUGCUUAGUUCUCAGAGGAAAGCUUCAAAGCAAUUUCCCUGAAGCUUCUGUCUAACUUUGUCUUUCUGCCUGCUUCUCCAGGAGCAGUUACCUUCAGAGUACAGACAAGCUUGCACCUUUUAACGGACAGUGUCUAAACGGCCAUGCCAGGACAGAGGUGGAGAGGCAGGCCAAGAACGGCCAUGCUGCCAGGACAGAGGGGGAGGGAGGGAGGCAGGCCGCCUGCAGGAACAGCCACAUAACAGCCUACAGUGAGGUAGAACCACUCACAUCCCACUCACAUCCCACUUGUUCUGUUGCUGAAAUUAAGAAAAAAUAUAAAUGUUGGCACUUCAUACCAGACCUGGGUUCAAAUAGUAUUUGUUUUACUUCAAAUGGAGUGCCAUGCAGUGGACGAGGUGUGCACUUGGGGACUAUUCCAUCUUUUCCAUAGACAACUGCUAUGUUUGCCAUUCUAAAUUGAUACAUCCCAUAAUAUGUUCAGUUGGGUCCCAAAUGGCACCCUAUUCCCUGUAUAGUGCAGUACUUUUACCAAAGUAUUGACAAUAUAGGGAAUAGGGUGCCAUUUUGGACCCUCACUAUAAUACAGAUUUGACACUCCACCUGUGUUACAGUAGGUCAUUCUCCAUCAUCCCUCCAGCCACUAAGUCUGUGUGGGUCUGGCAUUUCUUCACAUGCUGUAGCCACAUUCCCAUCCUACAUCCACGAGACACUGGUCCCAGCCAACACUGGUCCCAGAUGGAAUCUGUGGGGCAGAAUAUCUGCAUUGCCUCAGAAAUGAUGUGAAAUCAGAAAUGGAAUGAGUUCAAAUUAAACCAAAUAGUGCAACAAAACAUUGCUAGCCACAGUCACUGCACUGUCAGUAUGUGGGAAAAAGAGCUGCGUAGUGACAUUGAUGACAUUAGAUAUGACAUGCAUUCUGCCUGUACGGGAGUGACAGUUCCAAAUGAUCAAUCAAUCAAAUUGAUGGGGGCCCAUCCUCAUUUGGCUGAACCGGGUAGAAAAUAGUCUCAAAACAGAAAUUGAAUAGGAAAAGAGAUUACUGACUUUGCUGUCAGCCAUUUGGUGAAAAGGGAGAGAGAGAGAGAGAGAUUACAUUUCCCAUAUCUCAUGAAUGGAUAUAGAGUGUGAGUCCUGGCUUAAGUGUUCAUUCUACUUCUCCCACUGCUGUUGAAGCAGCUUUCACUCUACGUGGAAGGCCCUCUCACAUCUUCCUCCCUCAUCCAAUUUGUAAUCAUUUUUCAGAGGUUGGACUGAGGAUAUGUUGAAGCUGUCUCAUGCUAGGUGACACUACAUCUGACCAAGCCAAGUCCCUGUCUGUUUGAGAUGAUACAGAAGGGUAUAAGGACAGAGACUCUCACACACACGCUCAUGCACACUCACAGAGAGAGAGAGAGAGAGAGAGAGAGAGAGAGAGAGAGAGAGAGAGAGAGAGAGAGAGAGAGAGAGAGAGAGAGAGAGAGAGAGAGAGAGAGAGAGAGAGAGAGAGAGAGAGAGAGAGAGAGAGAGAGAGAGCAAGUGAGAGAGAGAGAGAGCAAGUGAGAGAGUGAGAAAGAGAGAGAGAGUGAUACAGACAGACAGAGAAGAAGAGAAGGGAGGGACAGACAAGUAGGAAAGAAUGUCUAAAACAUGUGACAACUUUGGACUCAGCUGAUUGUGUUUUGAACACUGUUUCAGUCUCUCCUUCAAAUCUUUCCCAUAAUACUCAGUCCUGCCUCUAGCAGAGAAAUAGUAUGCGUUGUUAUAGAGACCAAAUUGAAAACAGGAAAUUCAAUCAUUCAAAUCAGACUUCUCUAACUGAAGUGAGCAAGUGUUAAAUAUAUUAACUAAUAUAUUCCAGAUAUUAACUAAAAGGGCAAUCAAUAUUUUAGUAGCUUAUUAUUUCAUUUUAAUUCCAUCAAUCUCUUCCAAGCAUUGAAAUACUAUAUUCACACAUUUUAUUUGGAAUAAUUCUGUAUCUUACACAAUCAGUAUAAGUCCUAAAAACUAUCUCCAAUCAUAGAAAGAUUGACACAUGUACACCAUUGAAUUCCAUAACGAUUAAACUUUCAGUCCUUUCUGUGUGUUUUUGUAGGAAAGCUCAACAUGUGAGCAGCAGCCCCACUCCCCUGGAGGUGUAACCCUGGCAGACCCCCUGAGCCUGGCAGACCCCAUGGCAGUGGCCAACUACACAGAGACAGAACACACUGGGAACAACAACCACCUCAAGGUAUCAAUUAGGACUCUUCUAAGUCCUCUUGAUAAACAUUCACAGACUGUUUGGUUCAGUGUGUCUUCAUUAUCUUUAGGCUUUAACUUUGAAAAUCAUUGUUUGAACAUCCAUUUCCCUCCAAGAGUGGAUGAAUACCUGGGUUGAAUUCAGUAGGGCACAUCAUUGUAAAACGUUUUGAAACGGAAAACAAAAAUAACAGCCCAGGUAGUCCAUCCUUAGUCUGGGUACCAAUCUGUUUAGAUAACAUUCUACUCCACCAGGGUAGCACAGGACAUGGAGUGGAAUGUAAGCUAAACAGACUGGCACCCAGCCUAGUCCAUGACCCUGUUUCAGUGUGUUUUCCUCCGUUUGGUGUCGAAUGAACAUGACCCUGGUAUGUUGUGAGUUGUAGCUGGCAAUCCCAGAGAUGAAUGAGGACAGAGGCUGGGACACAGAGAGGACAGGACACUGUCUUCAGGGACAGACGGUCUGCAAGAGGACCCGCUCCAACUCUACCAGUAACACACAUGCACACACGCAUGCACGCACGCACACACACACACACACACACACACACACCGAUAUGAGGCCUGAAAGGCAGUUGUCUUGAGUUUCCUGUGGUACAUCAUUAGAUACUAUUAAGUCAUUUCCUUCCUGUCCUAGAAGAACAUGAGGACAUUAUAAUCUCUAAAUGGAUGUUGAGUUUGUCACAUCCUGCACAGAUGUUGUCUAAACUCUGGAAAUGACUAAAUGUAAUGAUGCUUGAAAUUGACCUGGGUACGUUUUGUAAGUCACUUGUUUUUUUGUUUUUUUUACAAAUUGCAUUCCUUGCUGUAUGAGCAACUAGUCUUUCCCUGUUUUGACCUGCUUUUAUGAUUAGUAACCAAGAGUCUUGUUAUCGCCCAGAAAAUGUCGUAGGCUUUAGCUCAAUGGGCUAAUGUGGUAUUGAGGGAAGCAGAUAACCCAGGUUCCAUACAGUUGAUCACAGUUGGUAUCUUGAGUUCUGCUUGGUCUCUGGAUAGUAUUGCAUCACAUGACAUUGUAUUGAGUCACAUGACAUUGUAUUGAAUCACAUGACAUUGUAUUGAAUUGUGCUCAGGUGUCCAUCCAUACUGGAUCGGAGACCUGGACACUAUUAUCCUGAAGACACCUGAGCUUUACCAGAGCAACACCCACGGAACCGCUGGUUUCUUUGGCAGCAGGAAGUCCCUGUCCCAGCAGCUGGAGUUUCCUCACAACCCCAACCAGGUGUGUGUGUGUGCCUGUCUGCCUACCUGCCUUGAGAGUUUCUGCACCUGCAAAUGCUCUGAUUACAAUGAAUCAAGAUCGGUCCUGACUUAUUACAUUCGUGAGAUUUCUACAGUAGCCGCUGCUCCUAUUGCCUUGUUAUUUCAAUUUGAGUUCUCAUGAUAAAAGUUUCUAUUCAAUGAAGUUCUUGGAAGGAGACUCUUUUACAUUAUAAUCAUUACAUAAUUCAAUGAUCUGCUCAUACAGUGAGUGAGACGGAGAGAAGAGAAACGUCAGAACAAUACGAAAAGAAGGGAGAUUAAAAACAGGUGUAGAAAACACUUCCAAAAAGCAUCUGGAAUUAGUCAACUCAAUUUGUCAGGCUUCUUCCUGCUUAGCAGAACUUGGACUCUAGAGCGAGCGAGGAAAAAUGUGUGUGUGUGUGUGUGUGUGUGAAACCUGUGUGUGUGUGUGUGUGUGUGUGUGGAACCUGACUGAGGGUGUCUCCCGUCUGUCCCCCUCCUCCCCCUUCUCCACCCUCCACCCCACUCCUCCUCCCCCCUCCACAGCCCGUUCCCCGCCCCUCUCGCUCUCUUAGCUCCGCCCAUCUGGUCCACUCCUGCAGUAACGUCCAAGCCUUCAUCAUCUGUAACAUUGUGCUGAUGAAGGGCCAUGGCAAGGUAAUUAUGCAGCACGUUUGAACGUCUGCUCCAGGAUCUUGAACGCAGCACGUGGCCCUGGGGCUAAUUCAUGAUAAAGCAUCAUUGUUUGCUUCUACUACUGAGUAGCAUCUAAUCUUUACACAUACUAGUGAUAAGUUGUUGCUUUGGCCCUGAGUUUUCCCUGACCAUAUGACUUGAUGGGAAAACUCGGGGUCCUAGUUACAUUUAAGCCAGUCAGAGUACAAUUGCAAAGACCACCCCCUCAGUGCUAUUGGCCGGGUUAAUAUUUUUCAUUACCAGAAAUGAAACUACAGAUUACAUCUUUAAAGGGGGUGAAUACUCCUCCUUAAAGGUGCAAUCUGUAGUUUCAAGUCUCUCCUAACUGUUGUGUUGUCCCAUGCAGGGUCUGGGGUUCAGUAUCGUGGGGGGCAGGGACAGCAUGUAUGGACCCAUGGGUAUCUACGUCAAGACCAUCUUCCCUGGAGGGGCCGCGGCUGCAGAUGGCAGACUGCAGGAGGGUAAGAGGAGAAAGACAGAGAGGUAGCUCUGGGUCUUCCACUCAACCAUUCUGAGUGAUCACCUUCAACCAAUGGUGAAGCAUUUCUAUCCUGAUGGGAGUGGCCUCUUCCAGGAUGACAAUGCCCCCAUCCACAGGGCACAACUGGUAACUGAAUGGUUUGAUGAGCAUGAAAACGAUGUAAACCAUAUGCUUUCGUUCAAAUGUUAUUAGUACAACAACAGAGUUGAUCUCAGUCCAACACUAACUUACACUAAAGCAUACACACACCCUGUAGCCCUCUUGGACUGCUGGACCAGUGACCACUGUCUUAGAUCUAUACAGUAUGGCACAGAAUGAUCAUUUAGUUUACUAUAUUAUCAUAUUAUUAUCUGUAUGGUGAGCAGCAUGUUGGCUGACUGUGGUCCACUUGUCUAUCUCUGAUCUAUACAGUAUGGCUAUCUAGUUUUAUCAUCUGUAGUGUCUAUCUCUAUAUAUCACAUCUAUUCAUCUGUUCCUCUCUCUUAUUCUCUCUAGUGAGGCUAGCUGUGCUGAUCUGUCGGUCUCAUAUCUCUCUACUACUCUCGUCUCUCUCUCUCUCUCUUCUCUCUUCUCUCUCUCUCUCUCUCUCUAUCUUGCUCUAUCUCUCUCUCUCUCUCUCUCUCUCUCUCAAUUCAAUUUCAAUUCAAAUGGCUUUAUUGGCAUGGGAAACAUAUGUUUACAUUGCCAAAGCAAGUGAAAUAGAUCAUGAAGGAAAGUGAAAUAAACAAUAAAUAUUAACAGUAAACAUUACACUCACAAACGUUCCAAAGGAAUAGACAUUUCAAAUGUCAUAUUAUGUAUAUAUACAGUGUUGUAACGAUGUCAAAUAGUUAAAGUACAAAAGGGAAAAUAAAUAAACAUAAAUAUGGGUUGUAUUUACAAUGGUGUUUGUUCUUCACUGGUUGCCCUUUUCUUGUGGCAACAGGUCACAAAUAUUGCUGCUUUGAUGGCACACUGUGGUAUUUCACCCAAUAGAUAUGGGAGUUUAUCCAAAUUGGGUUUGUUUUGGAAUUCUUUGUGGGUCUGUGUAAUCUCAAGGAAAUAUGUGUUUCUAAUAUUGUCAUACAAUUGGCAGGAGGUUAGGAAGUGCAGCUUAGUUUCCACCUCAUUUUGUGGGCAGUGUGCACAUAGCCUGUCUUCUCUUGAGAGCCAGGUCUGCCUACGGUGGGCUCUCUCAAUAGCAAGGCUAUGCUCACGGAAUCUGUACAUAGUCAAAGCUUUCCUUAAUUUUGGGUCAGUCACAGUGGUCAGGUAUUCUGCCACUGUGUACUCUCUGUUUAGGGCCAAAUAGCAUUCUAGUUUGCUCUGUUUUUUUUGUUACUUCUAUCCAAUGUGUCAAGUAAUUAUCUUUUUGUUUUCUCAUGAUUUGGUUUUGUCUAAUUGUGUUGCUGUCCUGGGGCUCUGUGGGGUCUGUUUGUGUUUGUGAACAGAGACCCAGGACCACCUUGCUUAGGGGAAUCUUUUCCAGGUUAAUCUCUCUGUAGGUGAAGGCUUUGUUAUGGAAGGUUUGGGAAUCGCUUACUUAUAGGUGGUUGUAGAAUUUAAUGGCUCUUUUCUGGAUUUUGAUAAUUAGCGGGUGUCGGCCUAAUUCUGCUCUGCAUGCAUUAUUUGGCGUUUUGGGAUCGAGAAUUUGUGGUCCUGGCAACUGGACCUUUUUUGGAACACCAUAAUUUUUGUCUUACUGAGAUUUACUGUCAGGGCCCAGGUCUGUCAGAAUCUGUGCAGAAAAUCUAGGUGCUGCUGUAGGCCCUCCUUGGUAGGGGACAGAAGCACCAGAUCAUCAGCAAACAGUAGACAUUUGACUUCAGAUUUUAGUAGUGAGGCCUGGUAUUGCAGACAGUUCUAGUGCCCUCGCCAAUUCGUUGAUAUAUGUGUUGAAGAGGGUGGGAAUCAAGCUGCAUCCCUGUCUCACCCCACGGCCCUGUGGAAAUAAAUGUGUGUGUUUUUUGCCAGUUUUAACCACACACUUGUUGUUUGUGUACAUGGAUUUUAUAAUGUCGUGGGUUUUUCCCCCAACACCGCUUUCCAUCCAUUUGCAUAGCAGACCCUCACGCCAAAUUGAGUCAAAAGCUUUUUCGAAAUCAACAAAGCCUUAAUUAGGGUGUGCAGGGUGAAUACAUGGUCUGUCGUAUGGUAAUUUGGUAAAAAGCAAAUUUGACAUUUGCUCAGUACAUUGUUUUCACUGAGGAAAUGAACUAGUCUGCUGUUAAUGAUAACGCAGAGGAUUUUCCCAAGGUUGCUGUUGACGAAUAUCCCACGGUAGUUAUUGGGGUCAAAUUUGUCUCCACUUUUGUGGAUUGGGGUGAGCAGUCCUGGUUCCAAAUAUUGGGGAAAAUGCCUGUGAUGCGUGAUUUGAAGGAGUCAGGUGCAAGAGGAUAAAUCACAGUAUACAGAGAUUUUUCCAUAAUCCAGCGUAACCAGUUCAGUGCGCAAAACAGGCGCACUGGAACAAACAUGCACACGGGGAAAACACCCCGGCAACACAAAAUACUGAGCUCAACCGAGCUACUAAUCCUCACAAUGAACAAUCACCCACAAGGACAAGGGGGGCAGAGGGAACACUUAAACACGUACUAAUGACGGGAAUAUGAACCAGGUGUGUAUAAUUGACAAGACAAGACAAAUGGAAUGAUGAGAUAUGGAGCGGCAGUGGCUAGAAGGCCGGUGACGACGAACGCCGAAGCCUGCCCGAACAAGGAGGGGAGGCAGCUUCGGAGGAAGUCGUGACAAUGCCAGAGCUGAGGAUGAUGUUAAAGAGUUUAAGUAUAGCCAAUUGGAAUUGGUGGUCUGUAUAUUUUAUCAUUUAAUUUAGGAUACCAUCAACACCACAGGCCUUUUUAGGUUGGAGGAUUUGUAUUUUGUCCUGUAGUUCAUUCAAUGUAAUUGGAGAAUCCAGUGGGUUCUGGUAGUUUUGAAUUGUUGAUUCUAAGAUUAUUGUUUGAUCAUGUAUAUGUUUUUGCUGUUUGUUCUUUGUUAUAGAGCCAAAAAGAUUGGAGAAGUGGUUUAUUCAUACAGAUCCGUUUUGGAUAGAUAACUCUUUGUGUUGUUUGUUUAGUGUGUUCCAAUUUUCCCGUAGUGGUUAGAUUCUAUGGAUUCUUCAAUUACAUUGAGCUGAUUUCUGACGUGCUGUUUCUUAUUUUUCCGUAGUUUAUUUCUGUAUUGUUUUAGUGAUUCACCAUAGUGAAGGCGUAGGCUCAGGUUUUCUGGGUCUCUAUGUUUUUGGUUGGAUAGGUUUUUGGUUGGAUUUCAUUCUUAGGUUUUUGCAUUCUUCAUCAAACCAUUUGUCAUUGUUGUUAAUUUUCUUAGGUUGUCUCCUAGAUUUGAUAGGGAAGCUGAGAGGUCAAAUAUACUGUUUAGGUUUUCUACUGCCAAGUUUAAACCUUCACUAUUACAGUGAAACUUUUUCUCCAGGAAGUUGUCUAAAAGCGAUUGAAUUUGUUGUUGCCUAAAUGUUUUUUGGUAGGUUUCUAAGCUACUUUCCUUCCAUCUAUAGCAUUUCUUAAUAUUAUGUAGUUCCUUUGGCUUUGAUGUCUCAUGAUUGAGUAUUGCUCUGUUCAAGUAGACUGUGAUUUUGCUGUGAUCUGAUAGGGGUGUCAGUGGGCUGACUGAACACUCUGAGAGACUCUGGGUUGAGGUCAGUGAUAAAGUAAUCUACAGUUAUGUAAAGUAAUCUCUCUCUCUCUCUCUCUCUCUCUCUCUCUCUCGGUCUCUCUCUCUCUCACUCUCUGUCUCUGUCUGUCUCUCUCUGUCCCUGGCGGUCUCUGUCUCUAUCUCUCUCUCUCUCUCUCUGUAUCUCUUGUACUCGGUCUCUGUCUCUGUCUCUGUUUCUCUCUCUCUAUUCGCUCUCUCUAGCGAUAUCCUCGUAGAGAUCCUCUAUAGUCUCCCUCUCUCUCUCUCUCUCUCUCUCUCUCUCUCUCUCUCUCUCCUCUCGUUCUCUCUCUCUCUCGUUCUCUCUCAGGGGAUGAGAUCCUGGAGUUGAAUGGAGAGUCUCUACAUGGCCUAACUCAUGAGGACGCACUGCAGAGAUUCAAAGUAAGACUGCAGCACCACAACAAAUCAUCAUAUUACAUAGUUGUUACAGCCGUAUUACACCGUUAUUACAGCCAUAAUACAACAUUAUUACAGCAUAAUACAACAUGCUGGAAUUAAAAGGAUCACUUUUGAUUGGUUGGAAGACAUUUUAGAACAGGGGUAGGCAACCCUGUUCCUGGAGUGCCGCAGGUAAUGCAGGAUUUUGUUCCAACUAGGCACCACACCUGAUUGCCUAAUUUCAACACACAUGUCCCCUGGUUGGUAAAUAAAAGCAUGAGUGCCUGAGCAUCAGGUAAAGGGUGGUCUAACCCUGUUCUAGAACCACUUAACAGAUUAUGUUCAAUACACAACACCCAUGAUCAUUAUUUAAGAAUCUCUUGGUUGUCUUAAUCAGAACAUGAUUCCUGAGACUCCAGGUCAAGGGACCAGAGGAGAACAAGACUUAAGAUUAGUAAAAAAAGCGAGACAGGAAGAGAAAGAGAAAGAAAAAGAAGAAAGAAACGAGAAAGAAAGGAGGAAAAAGAAGAGGAAAGGAGAGAAAGGAGAAGAAGAGAAAGAGAAGGAGAAAGAGAGAAAGAGGAAAAGAGAAGAGAGGAGAAGAGAGAAAGAGAGAAAAGAGAGGAAAGGAGAACGAGAAAGAAGAGAGAGAGCGAAGAAAGAGAGAAGGAGGAAAAGCGAAAAAGGAGAAACGCAAAAAGGAGGGACGCAAGGAGAAAGAGUAGAAAAAGAUCAAACGAACCAAGAAUAGAAAGAUGGCCAAAGUAUACCGCUCCCUAUAUCUCUUCUCCUUCUCCAUUUCCCUUGUUAUCUAUCUAUUCUCUGCUAUCCCUGAUCCCUCUCAAUCUCCCUAUCCUACUCCUAUUCCUUUACUUUCUCCCUCUCGAUCCCUCCCUUCCUCCCUCCACAGCAGAUAAAGAAGGGUCUGUUGACUCUGGCGGUGAGGACCAGCCUGCGUGUCGGCGCCCUCUGUGGCCAGGCGGCGGUAGCACAGCUGUGUCGGUCUCGCUCUCUCAGCUCCAGUACUGGCAUGGCCCGGGUCAGCACUGAUAUGGGGGACUACAACUACCUCAGCGGUGUCACCGCCGCCAACACACACACAAACACCAACACCCUGCCGCCUUUGGCCAAACCCCGGGAUCGCGUCAUGAUGGAGAUCACUUUGCACAAAGGUCAGGGGGUCAAAAAUAAGAUAUUAUAAGUUGUAUUAUGAUUUGGACUUGGAUGGUAUAGCUAAACUAAAGCUAGAUCAUCUAACUUACACAAUGUCAUAUCUGUCUUCGUGUGUGUGUUUGUGUGCCUGUGUGCAUGCGGGCGUGUGUGUGUGUGUGUGUGUGUGUGUAGAAGCUGGUGUGGGGCUGGGUAUUGGGCUGUGUUGUGUGCCCUCUGGAGAUGGUUGCCGUGGCAUCUAUAUCCACACCCUGUCCCCUGGGUCGGUGGCACACAUGGACAGUAGACUCAGGUAAGGGUUAAAGAAACAUUCUGUAAAUGCUGAAUACACAUAGCCUGGGUACCUGUCUGUUUGUGCUAACAUUACACUCCUUGUCAUGAAAAGGAGUCUCUUACCUCAGUACACUUCCCACUUCCUUACUCCCUGGUUGUGGUCCCAUUCUUUACCUUUAUCCCAAGUGUGCACUUGUACCCUCCCCAUCAAGGAUUUGGAAAGGAAUGGAUGUAGUGGAAACGCCCUCAAGCCAUGGUGGCACUAAUCCAAUGCUUUUCAAUGCAUGAGAAGGGGAGGGAAGGAGCAGACUCUGGAGAGGACAUCACAGAACCUCUCUCCAUUAGUUAUUGAGCAGAGUCACUGAUCCAGAGCAGUUUAUUGUUGACACAUGGUCUGUGCAUAUGCUGGCUGAGAUAUGCUUAAUACCCCAGCCAUCCUACAAUCCAAGCUAGAUGCCCUCAACCUCACGCAAAUUAUCAACGAACCUACCAGGUACAACCCUAAAUCCUUAAACAUGGGUACCCUCAUAGAUAUCAUCCUGACUAACAUACCCUCUAAAUACACCUCAGCUGUCUUCAACCAGGAUCUCAGCGAUCACUGCCUUAUUGCCUGCGUCCGUAACGGGUCUGCGGUCAAACGACCACCCCUCAUCACUGUCAAACGCUCCCUAAAACACUUUAGCGAGGAGGCCUUCCUAAUUGACCUGGCCCAGGUAUCCUGGAUGGAUAUAGAUCUCAUUCCGUCAGUAGAGGAUGCCUGGUUGUUCCUUAAAAGUAAUUUCCUCUCAAUCUUAAAUAAACAUGCCCCAUUCAAAAAAUACAGAACUAAGAACCGAUAUAGCCCCUGGUUCUCCUCAGACUUGACUGCCCUUGACCAGCACAAAAACAUCCUGUGGCGUACAGCAUUAGCAUCAAAUAGCCCCCGCGAUAUGCAACUUUUCAGGGAAGUUAGGAACCAAUAUACACAAGCAGUCAGGAAAGCAAAGGCUAACUUUUUCAAACAGAAAUUUGCAUCCUGUAGCACUAACUCCAAAACGUUUUGGGACACUGUAAAGUCCAUGGAGAAUAAGAGCACUUCCUCCCAGCUGCCCACUGCACUGAGGCUAGGAAACACUAUCACCACCGAUAAAUCUACAAUAAUCGAGAAUUUCAACAAGCAUUUUGCUACAGCUGGCCAUGCUUUCCAUCUGGCUACCACUAACCCGGCCACCAACUCUGCACCCUCUGCUGCAACUUGCCCAUGCCCCCCCCGCUUCUCCUUCACACAAAUUCAGACAGCUGAUGUUUUGAAAGCGCUGCAAAAUCUGGACCCCUACAAAUCAGCUGGGCUAGACAAUCUGGACCCUUUCUUUCUAAAACUAGCCCGCCGAAAUUGUCGCAACCCCUAUUACUAGUCUGUUCAACCUCUCUUUCAUAAUGUCUGAGAUCCCCAGAGAUUGGAAAGCUGCCGCGGUCAUCCCCCUCUUCAAAGGGGGGUGACACUCUAGAUCCAAACUGCUACAGACCUAUAUCCAUCCUGCCCUGCCUUUCGAAAGUAUUCGAAAGCCAAGUUAACAAACAGAUCAUCGACCAUUUCGAAUACCACCGUACCUUCUCCGCUAUGCAAUCCGGUUUUCCGAGCUGGUCACGGGUGCACUUCAGCCACGCUCAAGGUCCUAAACGAUAUUAUAACCACGAUUGAUAAUAGACAGUACUGUGCAGCCGUCUUCAUCGACCUGGCCAAGGCUUUUGACUCUGUCAACCACCGCAUUCUUAUUGGCAGACUAAAUAGCCUUGGUUUCUCAAAUGACUGCCUCGCCUGGUUCACCAACUACUUCUCAGAUAGAGUUCAGUGUGUCAAAUCGGAGGGCCUGUUGUCUGGACCUAUGGCAGUCUCUAUGGGGGUGCCACAGGGUUCAAUUCUUGGGCCGACACUUUUCUCCGUGUAUAUCAAUGAUGUCGCUCUUGCUGCUGGUGACUCUCAGAUCCACCUCUACGCAGACGACACCAUUUUGUAUACAUCUGGCCCUUCAUUGGACACUGUGUUAACAAACCUCCAAACGAGCUUCAAUGCCAUACAACAAUCCUUCAGUAGCCUUCAACUGCUCUUAAACACUAGUAAAACUAAAUGCAUGCUUUUCAAUCGAACGCUGCUAGCACCCGCCCCAACCGACUAGAAUCACCACUCUCGACGGGUCUGACCUAGAGUAUGUGGACAACUACAAAUAUCUAGGUGUCUGGUUUAGACUGUAAACUCAACUUCCAGACUCACAUAAAGAAUCUCCAAUCCAAAGUUAAAUCUAGAAUCGGCUUCCUAUUUCGCAACAAAGCCUCCUUCACUCAUGCUGCCAAACAUGCCCUCGUAAAACUGACUAUCCUACCGAUCCUUGACUUCGGCGAUGUCAUUUACAAAAUAGCCUCCAACACUCUACUCAGCAAAUUGGAUGUAGUCUAUCACAGUGCCAUCCGUUUUGUCUCCAAAGCCCCAUACACUACCCACCACUGUGACCUGUACGCUCUUGUUGGCUGGUCCUCACUACAUGUUCGUCGUCAAACCCACUGGCUCCAGGCCAUCUAUAAAUCACUGCUAGGCAAAUCCCCGCCUUAUCUAAGCUCAUUGGUCACCAUAGCAGCACCCACCCGUAGUCUGCGCUCCAGCAGGUAUAUCUCACUGGUCAUUCCCAAAGCCAACUGUCACGAUCGUCAGGGAGAGACCAAGGCGCAGCGUUGAAGGCAAACAUAUUCUUUAUUUAAUAAAUGAUCACACGAUCAAAACAACAAAACGAAACCGUGACGUCCCUGGUUACAUACACCAACCAACACGGAACAAAAACCCACAAACACAAAGGGAAAACAGACAGUUUAAAUAUGGCUCCCAAUCAGAGACAACCAGCCAACAGCUGACACUCGUUGCCUCUGAUUGGGAGUCACUCAGGCAAAACAUAGAAAUAGACGAACUAGAACCCCCAACAUAGAAACACACCACAUAGAACAAACACACCCUGGCUCAACAACUAGAGUCCCAUAGCCAGGGUGUGACAGUACCCCCCCCUAAAGGCGCGGACUGCGACCGCGCCUCAAAAAGAGCAAAACAGGGGAGGGCUGGGUGGGCAUACCUCCUCGGCGGCGGUUCUGGCUCCGGGCUUGCCCACCACCCUCCAACAAACCCCCCAUAGUGCCCCUGGUCCGGUCUGGCCCCGCCGGCUAGAGCUGGACUGGACGUAGCAGGAGCGGUUAGCUUCAACUCCGUAGUGGAGCCGUUGACCGGUACCUGGUUAGGCACCGGUGACCCAGGCACGGGUUGUGCCGGACAGACGACGCGCACCCCUGGCUUGGUGCGUGAGGCAGGAAAGGACCGGACCUGGCUGACGAUACGCACCCCUGACUUGGUGCGUGGAGCAGCAACGGGCCUCACUGGACUGACGACUCGCACCCCUGGCUUGGUGCGAGUGGCCGGAACGGGCUGGACCAGGCUGACGACUCGCACCCCUGGCUUGGUGCGAGUGGCAGGAACGGGCUGGACCAGGCUGAUGACUCGCACCCCUGGCUUGGUGCGAGUGGCAGGCACGGGCUGGACCAGGCUGACGACUCGCACCCCUGGCUUGGUGCGAGUAGCAGGAACGGGCUGGACCAGGCUGACGACUCGCACCGUAGACUUGGUGCGAGUGGCAGGAACAGGCCGGGCCGGGCUGGCGACGCGCACCGUAGACUUGGUGCGAGUGGCAGGAACAGGCCGGGCCGGGCUAGCGACGCGCACCGUAGGCUUGGUGCGUGGAGCAGCAACGGGCCUUACCGGGCUGGCGAUGCUCACCGUAGGCUUGGUGCGAGGGGCAGGAACAGGCCGGGCCGGGCUGGCGACGCACACCAUAGGCUUGGUGCGGGGAGCAGGCACGGGCCGUGCCGGACUGACGAAGCGCACCACUGACUUGGUGCGGGAAGCAGGAACGGGCCGGACCGGGCUGGCGACGCGCACCACAGGCUCGAUGCGAGGAACAGGAACAGACCGGACCGCACUGGGGACACACACCCCUGGCCCUACGCGGGGAUCAGGAACGGGCCGGACCGGACUGGUAACACACCCCAGUACCUCUCGCCGUGCCUCCACACUUUCCUUCCCCUUAGUGACCAGUGGCACCCUUAACAUGGCGGCCUCCUCUGCCAACCCGCUGGACCGCUCUAUCGCGGCCUCCUGCUGCCCCGACGUCGUGAGCCCCCCCCUAAAAAUUUUCUGGGGGUCUCUCCUCCCCGUGGGCCAGGCCUCUAUAGUUUUCGCCCAACUCUCGCUCUUCUGCCUCCAACUCCAGCCAUUCUGCUCUUCAUUAGGCUUGACCCAGUCGAGACUCCUCCUCCACUGUUCCCAAGUCCAGUCUGCCUGCUCCUGGACACGCUGCUUGGUCCUUGUAUGGUGGGUUUUUCUGUCUCGAUCGUCAGGGAGAGACCAAGGCGCAGCGUUGAAGGCAAACAUAUUCUUUAUUUAAUAAAUGAUCACACGAUCAAAACAACAAAACGAAACCGUGACGUCCCUGGUUACAUACACCAACCAACACGGAACAAAAACCCACAAACACAAAGGGAAAACAGACAGUUUAAAUAUGGCUCCCAAUCAGAGACAACCAGCCAACAGCUGACACUCGUUGCCUCUGAUUGGGAGUCACUCAGGCAAAACAUAGAAAUAGACGAACUAGAACCCCCAACAUAGAAACACACCACAUAGAACAAACACACCCUGGCUCAACAACUAGAGUCCCAUAGCCAGGGUGUGACACCAACACCUCCUUUGGCCGCCAUUCCUUCCAGUUCUCUGCUGCCAAUGACUGGAACGAAUUGCAAAAAUCUCUGAAGCUGGAGACUCUUAUCUCCCUCAAUAACUUUAAGCAUCAGUUGUCAGAGCACCUUACCGAUCACUGCACCUGUACACAGCCCAUCUGAAAUUAGCCCACCCAACUACCUCAUCCCUAUAUUGUUAUUUAUUUUGCUCUUUUGCACCCCAGUAUCUCUAUUUGCACAUCAUCUCUUGCACAUCUAGCAUUCCAGUGUUAAUAAUAUUGUAAUUAUUCUGCACUAUAGCCUAUUUAUUGCCUUACCUCCAUAACUUGCUACAUUUGCACACACUGUAUAUAUAUUUUCUGUUGUAUUUCUGACUUUAUGUUUUUUUACCCCAUAUGUAACUCUGUGUUGUUUUUAUUGCACUACUUUGCUUUAUCUUGGCCAGGUCGCAGUUGUAAAUGAGAACCUGUUCUCAACUGGCAUACCUGGUUAAAUAAAGGAGAAAUAAAAAAAUAAAAAAUGCUCAGCUUGAAUCAGUUACCGUAUUUUAACUUACAUCUUCACACUCACUCUCCAUCUCCCCCUCCCCUCUCUCUCUCCACCCCCUCUCUCCACCUUCCCCUGUCUCUCCCCCUCUUCCCUCUCCUAGAUGUGGAGAUGAGAUUAUGGAGAUCAACAACACGGUGGUGUACAACAUGGUGCUGAACGAUGUGUACAUGGUUCUGAGCCAGUGCGCACCCGGGCCAGUCCAGAUCAUCAUCAGUCGACACCCCGACCCCAAAGUAGCACCCCGUUUCGCGGCCUAUAGCAUUUUAUUAAAACACCCGUUCUAAACCUUACAGACACACCAGGUGGUCGUAUAUACCACACCCUGUCUAACCUUAUAUACACCCUGUCUGGGCUUAUAUACCAACCCUGUCUAACCUAUAUACAAACCUGUAUGGCCUUUAUACACCACACUGUCUGCCUUAUACAACACCCUGUCUAACCUUAUAUACACACCCUGUCGAAACCUAGAUAAACACCAUGUCAACCUUAAUACACACCAUGUCUGGGCUUAUAUAACACCCGCAAACCCUUAAUAAACCCCUGACGGGCCCUUAUAACACCCCCGUUAACCCUUUAUAUACACCCUGUCUGGCUUUUUAACACCCCUUUUGGUUUAUAUACACACCUGUCAACCUUGUAUACAACCCGACUGGCCUUUAAUAACACCCUGUCAACCUUAUUAAAAAACCCGUCUGGCCAUUAAAACCCUUUUGGCCUUAAACACCCCCUGUUGCCCUUUAUAUACCCCCCUGUUAACCUUUAUACCACCUGUCGGGUCUUUAUAAAACCCCCUGUCUGGUUUAUAUCACACCCUGUUGGCCUUUUUUCACCCCGUCGGGCCCUUUAUACACCCUGUCUAACCUUAUUACACCCCGUCUGGCUUAUAUACAACCCUGUUGGUUUUAUAACACCCCCGUUGGCCUUAAUAACCCCCUGUCGGGCCCUUAUAACACACCCUGUUAACCUUAAUACAAACCUGUCGGGCCCUUUUUACAACCCCCUUUUAACCUUAAUACCACCCUUUUGGCCCUUAAUACACACCCUGUCUGGUUAAUCCCCAACCCUGUUGGCCUUAUAACACCCUGCUGGUUUAAUAACCCCCGUUGGUUUAAAAUUACACCCCUUUUAAUCUUAUUACACCCCCGUCUGGUCUUAUAACAACCCUGCUAACCUUUAACACACCCUGAUUGCCUUUAACCACACCGCUACCUUAAUACACCCUGUCGGCCUUAUUUUUACACCGUUGGGCCUAUAUACACACCCUGUCUGGUUUUAUUAAAAACACGUUACCUUUAUACACACCCUUUUGGGCCUUAAUACACCCCUGUUAACCUUAAUACAACCUGUCUAACCCUAUAAACACCCUGUUGGCCUUAUACACCCCCGUCAAUUUUUAUAACACAGUCGGGCCCCUUAAAUUACACCCCGUCUAAUCUUAUAUCACACCCUUUUGGUCUUUUUAACACACCCGCUGGUUAAUAACACCCUGUCAACCUUUGUAUACCACACCGAUGGCCUUAUAUACCACACCCUGUUUGGCCUAUAACCACCCUGUCUGCGUCUUAUAUACACACCCUGUCUGAACCUGAUAAACACCACAUGAAGGCCCUUAUAUACACACCACUGUCUAAACCUUAUAUGACACACCCUGUUGGCCUUAUAUACACACCCGUGUCGGGCCUUAUAUACACACACGUUAACCUUAUAUGACACACCUGUCUGGUCUUAGAUAACACCCUGUCUGGUCUUAUUAUACACACCCUGUCUGGGCCUUAUAUCACACCCGUCUGGCCUAUAUACACACCUGUCGACCUUAUAUACACAACCCGGUCUAAAACCUUAUAUACACCACUUGUCUGGCUUAUAUACAGUGGGGGAAAAAAGUAUUUAGUCAGCCACCAAUUGUGCAAGUUCUCCCACUUAAAAAGAUGAGAGAGGCCUGUAAUUUUCAUCAUAGGUACACGUCAACUAUGACAGACAAAUUGAGAAAGAAAAAUCCAGAAAAUCACAUUGUAAUGAAUUUAUUUGCAAAUUAUGGUGGAAAAUAAGUAUUUGGUCACCUACAAACAAGCAAGAUUUCUGGCUCUCACAGACCUGUAACUUCUUCUUUAAGAGGCUCCUCUGUCCUCCACUCGUUACCUGUAUUAAUGGCACCUGUUUGAACUUGUUAUCAGUAUAAAAGACACCUGUCCACAACCUCAAACAGUCACACUCCAAACUCCACUAUGGCCAAGACCAAAGAGCUGUCAAAGGACACCAUAAACAAAAUUGUAGACCUGCACCAGGCUGGGAAGACUGAAUCUGCAAUAGGUAAGCAGCUUGGUUUGAAGAAAUCAACUGUGGGAGCAAUUAUUAGGAAAUGGAAGACAUACAAGACCACUGAUAAUCUCCCUCGAUCUGGGGCUCCACGCAAGAUCUCACCCCGUGGGGUCAAAAUGAUCACAAGAACGGUGAGCAAAAAUCCCAGAACCACACGGGGGGACCUAGUGAAUGACCUGCAGAGAGCUGGGACCAAAGUAACAAAGCCUACCAUCAGUAACACACUACGCCGCCAGGGACUCAAAUCCUGCAGUGGCCAGACGUGUCCCCCUGCUUAAGGCAGUACAUUUCCAGGCCCGUCUGAAGUUUGGUAGAGUGCAUUUGGAUGAUCCAGAAGAGGAUUGGGAGAAUGUCAUAUGGUCAGAUGAAACCAAAAUAGAACUUUUUGGUAAAAACUCAACUCGUCGUGUUUGGAGGACAAAGAAUGCUGAGUUGCAUCCAAAGAACACCAUACCUACUGUGAAGCAUGGGGGUGGAAACAUCAUGCUUUGGGGCUGUUUUUCUGCAAAGGGACCAGGACGACUGAUCCGUGUAAAGGAAAGAAUGAAUGGGGCCAUGUAUCGUGAGAUUUUGAGUGAAAACCUCCUUCCAUCAGCAAGGGCAUUGAAGAUGAAACGUGGCUGGGUCUUUCAGCAUAACAAUGAUCCCAAACACACCGCCCGGGCAACGAAGGAGUGGCUUCGUAAGAAACAUUUCAAGGUCCUGGAGUGGCCUAGCCAGUCUCCAGAUCUCAACCCCAUAGAAAAUCUUUGGAGGGAGUUGAAAGUCCGUGUUGCCCAGCGACAGCCCCAAAACAUCACUGCUCUAGAGGAGAUCUGCAUGGAGGAAUGGGCCAAAAUACCAGCAACAGUGUGUGAAAACCUUGUGAAGACUUACAGAAAACGUUUGACCUGUGUCAUUGCCAACAAAGGGUAUAUAACAAAGUAUUGAGAAACUUUUGUUAUUGACCAAAUACUUAUUUUCCACCAUAAUUUGCAAAUAAAUUCAUUAAAAAUCCUACAAUGUGAUUUUCUGGAUUUUCUUUUCUCAUUUUGUCUGUCAUAGUUGACGUGUACCUAUGAUGAAAAUUACAGGCCUCUCUCAUCUUUUUAAGUGGGAGAACUUGCACAAUUGGUGGCUGAAUAAAUACUUUUUUCCCCCACUGUACACACCCUGUCUGGUCUUAUAUACACACCCUGUCUAACCUUAUAUACACACCCUGUCUGGCCUUAUAUACACACCCUGUCUGACCUUAUAUACACACCCUGUCCUAACCUUAUAUACACACAAUGUCUGGCCUUAUAUACACACCCUGUCUAACCUUAUAUACACACCCUGUCUGGCCUUAUAUACACACCCUGUCUGACCUUAUAUUACACAACCUGUCUAACCUUAUAUACACACAAUGUCUGGCCUUAUAUACACACAAUGUCUGGCCUUAUAUACACACCCUGUCUAACCUUAUAUACACACCCUGUCUAACCUUAUAUACACACCCUGUCUAACCUUAUAUACACACCCUGUCAUGGCCUUAUAUACACACCCUGUCUGGCCUUAUAUACACACCCUGUCUAACCUUAUAUACACACCCUGUCUGGUCUUAUAUACACACCCUGUCUGGUCUUAUAUACACACCCUGUCUGCCCAUAUAUACACACCCUCUCUGGCCUUAUAUACACACCCUGUCUGGCCUUAUAUACACCACCCUGUCUUAACCUUAUAUCCAACACCCUGUCUGGGCCUAUAUACACACCCUGUCUGGCCUUAUAUACACACCCUGUCUGGCCUUAUAUACACACCCUGUCUGGUCUUAUAUACCCCACCCUUCGGGCCCUUAUUUUACACACCCUGUCUGGCCUUAUAUACACCCCUGCCCUGGUCUAUAUACACACCCUGUCUGGCCUUAUAUACACACCCUGUCUGAUCUUAUAUACACACCCUGUCUGGUCUUAUAUACACACCCUGUCUGGUCUUAUAUACACACCCUGUCUAAUCUUAUAUACACACCCUGUCUAACCUUAUAUACACACCCUGUCUGGCCUUAUAUACACACCCUGUCUAACCUUAUAUACACACAAUGUCUGGACUUAUAGCCUUAUAUAAACGUGUGUAUAUCAUGUAGUAUUGUGUGUGGGUUAGGGGAGGGGGGGGAUGGGGGAAAGGGCAUUUGUUUUGUGGUGGUGUGUGUGUGUGGGUGCGGUUGCGUGGUGCUCAUGUGUGUGUGUUAAAUGCAAUGUGUCUGUGUGUAUCUUUAGGUGUCAGAGCAGCAGCUGAACGAUGCCAUAGCCCAGGCUGUAGAGACCAGCAAACUAAAGCAGGACGCCAGUCAGUGGAGUAUAGACGGUAACAACCUUUAUAAACUCAGGGAGUAUAGACGGAAACAAACCUUUAUCAACUCAGUGGAGUAUAGCGGUAACACCUUUUAUCAACUCAGUGGAGUAUAGACGGUAACAACCUUUAUCAACUCAGUGGAGUAAUAGACUGGUAACAACCUUUAUCAACUCAGUGGAGUAUAACGGGAAACAACCUUUAAUCACUCAGUGGAGUAUAGACGGUACCAACCUUUAUCAACUCAGUGGAGUAUAGACGGUAACAACCUUUAUCAACUCAGUGGAGUAUAGACGGUAACAACCUUUAUCAACUCAGUGGAGUAUAGACGGUAACAACCUUUAUCAACUCAGUGGGAUAGACGGUAACAAACCUUUAUCAACUCGGGGAGUAUAGACGGUAAAACCUUUAUCAACUCAGUGGAGUAUAGACGGUAACAACCUUUAUCAACUCAGUGGAGUAUAGACGGUAACAACCUUUAUCAACUCAGUGGAGUAUAGACGGUAACACCAACCUUUAUCAACUCAGUGGAGUAUAGACAGUAACAACCUUUAUCAACUCAGUGGAGUAUAGACGGUAACAACCUUUAUCAACUCAGUGGAGUACAGACAGUAACAACCUUUAUUAACUCAGUGGAGUAUAGACGGUAACAACCUUUAUCAACUCAAUGGAGUACAGACAGUAACAACCUUUAUCAACUCAGUGGAGUAUAGACGGUAACAACCUUUAUCAACUCAGUGGAGUACAGACAGUAACAACCUUAUUAAUCAGUGGAGUAUAGACGGGUAACAAAACCUUUAUCAACUCAGUGGAGUACAGACAGUAACAACCUUUAUCAACUCAGUGGAGUAUAGACGGUAACAACCUUUAUCAACUCAGUGGAGUACAGACAGUAACAACCUUUAUCAACUCAGUGGAGUGGGACUGACGUCUGGUCCCGGCCCAGCAGUCCUCCCGCGAUGCACCAAGCCCUGUCUGGACCCUGGUGUGGGAGACCCCGACCCUGGAGAGGGGUUGACGUCUGGUUCCGGCUCGGCAGUCCUCCCGCGAGGCACCAAGCUCUGUCUGGACCCUGGUGUGGGAGGCCUAGACCCUGGAGAGGGGUUGACGUCUGGUUCCGGCUCGGCAGUCCUCCCGCGAGGCACCAAGCCCUGUCUGGACCCUGGUGUGGGAGGCCCAGACCCUGAAAAGGGGCCGACGGGCUGGGGACACGCACCACUGGUUUGGUGCGAGGAGCAGGUACGGGCCUUACCGGGCUGGAGACACGCACCACUGGUUUGAUGCGAGGAGCAGGCACGGGCCGUACCGGGCUGGAGACACGCACCACUGGUUUAGUGCGAGGAGCAGGCACGAGCCGUACCGGGCUGGGGACAUGCACCACUGGUUUGGUGCGAGGAGCAGGUACAAGUCAUACCGGACUGGAGACACGCACCACUGCGAGGAGCAGGCACGGGCCGUACCGCUCUGUGAAGGCGCACUGGCGGCACAGUGCGUAAAGCCGGCGCAUAGCCUGGUGCCUGCAUGGUCACACGCUCCUCAAAGCGAGUGCGGGGAGUUGGCUCUGCUAAACCUGGCUCCGCCAGCCUCUGCUCUAAGGACUGAGUUCUCUGCUGCUGGAGGGUUAACUCCUCUCUCAGCUCCUCCUGUUGUCUGGCCAGCUCCUCUCUCCGUGCAUCCACUGACUCCUUCUCCCUGAGGGCCUCCUACAGCGCCUCCUUCUGAAGGGAGAGCUCCUGCUCCCUCUUAACUAACAGCUCCCGUAAGGCGGUGGUCUCCUCUCUCAGAGUACUGAGCUGCAGGUCUUGGAGGGCAUCUAUCAUAGCGGCUUCUUCUAUAGCUAUCUCCCUCUCCACAAUCAGCCCUUCUAGGGCCUCCUGCUGCUCCGCCAACCACCCCGUGUGCCCCCCCCCAAAAAUGUUUCUUGGGGCUACCUCUUAGGCUUCCUUCGUCGUCGCCGUUGAUCCUUUCCUGCCUGGGCUUCUUCCUUCGCCCAGGGUCCCUUACCGGCCAAUAUCUCCUCCCAUGUCCAGAAUGUCUUCCCCACCUGUGUCCAGCAUGUCUGCUCCUCCUGGCCACGCUGCUUGGUCCGUUGGUGGUGGGAUCUUCUGUCACGUUUGUUGAGUAAAGGAUCGGACCAAGGUGCAGCGUGGUAUAAGUACAUAGUUGUUUAUUAUUAUAAACACAGACAAAAUAACAAAAUCCAACAGACCGUGAAGUUCAAGAGGCUAAACAUCCAACAAGCCAAACAGAAACAAGAUCCCAGAACAUAGGUAGACAAAAUGGCUGCCUAAGUAUGAUCCCCAAUCAGAGACAACGAUCAACAGCUGCCUCUGAUUGGGAACCACACCCGGCCAACAUAGAAAUAGAUAAACUAGAUUUCACACCCUGACCAACCCAACUAGAGAUCUCAAUGUCAGGGCGUGACAGGAGUAUAGACGGUAACAACCUUUAUCAACUCAGUGGAGUAUAGACAGUAACAAUCUUUAUCAACUCAGUGGAGUAUAGACAGUAACAACCUUUAUCAACUCAGUGGAAGUAUAGACAGUAACAACCUUUAUUAACUCAGUGGAGUAUAGACAGUAACAACCUUUAUCAACUCAGUGGAGUAUAGACAGUAACAACCUUUAUCAACUCAAUGGAGUAUAGACAGUAACAACCUUUAUCAACUCAGUGGAGUAUAGACGGUAACAACCUUUAUCAACUCAGUGGAGUAUAGACAGUAACAACCUUUAUCAACUCAGUGGAGUAUAGACAGUAACAACCUUUAUCAACUCAGUGGAGUAUAGACAGUAACAACCUUUAUCAACUCAGUGGAGUAUAGACAGUAACAACCUUUAUCAACUCAGUGGAGUAUAGACAGUAACAACCUUUAUCAACUCAGUGGAGUAUAGACGGUAACAACCUUUAUCAACUCAGUGGAGUAUAGACAGUAACAACUUAUCAACUCAGUGGGAGUAUAGACGGUAACAAACCUUUAUCAACUCAGUGGAGUAUAGACAGUAACAACCUUUAUCAACUCAGUGGAGAUAGGACAGUAACAACCUUUAUAAACUCAGUGGAGUAUAACGGUAAAACCUUUAUCAACUCAGUGGAGUAUAGUACAGUAACAACCUUUAUCAACUCAGUGGAGUAUAGACAGUAACAACCUUAUCAACUCAGUGGAGUAUAGACGUAGUAACAACCUUUAUCAACUCAGUGGAGUAUAGACGGUAACAACCUUUAUCAACUCAGUGGAGUAUAGACAGUAACAACCGUUUAUCAACUCAGUGGAGUAUAGACAGUAACAACCUUUAUUCAAACUCAGUGGAGUAUAGACAGUAACAACCUUUAUCAACUCAGUGGAGUAUAGACAGGUACAACCUUUAUCAACUCAGUGGAGUAUAGACCAGUAAACAACCUUUAUCAACUCAGUGGAGUAUAGACCCGGGAACAACUUUAUCAACUCAGUGGAGUAUGACAGUAACAACCUUUAUCAAUCAGUGGAGUAUGACAGUAAAACCUUUAUCAACUCAGUGGAGUAUAGACGGUAACAACCUUUAUCAACUCAGUGGAGUAUAGACAGUAACAACCUUUAUCAACUCUGAGCUAGUUUAGCGUCGCCAGACGAUAAUGCACACACAUUACCUUCCGUAAUAUUACUGCAUUGUGUUUCAUCCCAUCUCUCUCUCUCACCUACCUACCGAUGACUGACCGACCUACCGACCUACCUACCGACCUACCUACCUACCGACCUACCUACCCCGACAGCCACCUACCUCCCGACCACCGACCAACCCAAAAACCACAAUACAUACCGCGGUUCGUCCGGGUUCCCCUAAGGGGCGGGCGCACUCCUUGAACUCUUCGGCCCCCCGGCCCCGGCGCCCCGCCGGCCAUGCCCACUAACCGGGGUCUUAUUCUUCCUCUCUCUCUCUCUCUCUCUCUCUCUCUCUCUCCCUCUCUCUCUCUCUCUCUCACUUUCUGUCUCUCCCUGUGACCUCUUAACCCCAGGCCUGCGUAGGUCUGACCCCUGCUCCCACUCCAGAGGGAAGUGUGAGCGCUGUGUGGCGAGGAGCUUCAGCCAACUGACUGCCCGGCGAGCCCAGAAGAACAUGACUCGCUCCUGUAGUGACAGCAACACAUACAACCAGAACCCCCAUCAUAACCAUCAGCACAACUGCUGCCCCGGACCAGGAACCAACCUGGUUAAUGGUCAAACCCUGACUGUACCCAACCACAACACGCACCAUAAUCUGAUGGGAAGGGUCCACAGCCUCGACAUCCCCAUGGUAACUCACCACAACCAGGCAUCCCAGAAUAAGAUGAGAAAGGAUUGGGUCGAUGUGUUGUACAUCGGUGUCUGUCAUGUUUCUAGAGGUUCUAAUACAUCUUCAUCUCGUGGUUCUAAGAGUUCUAGGGGUCAUGGUUCUAGGGAUUCUAAUCCGUCUUUAUCUCAUGGGUGUAGGGCUUCUAGGGGUCAUGGUUCUAGGGAUUCUCAUCCGUCUUUAUCUCAUGGGUGUAGGAGUUCUAGGGGUCAUGGUUCUAGAGGUUCUAAUACCUCUUUGUCUCAUGGUUCUGAGAGUUCAAGGGGUCAUGGUUCUAGGGGUCCUAAUCCCUCUUGAUAUCAUGGUUCUAGGGGUCCACGGCUGAGCCCUGGUGUGAUAACAGACUGUCUGCACUGGUCUGCCCUGUACCUGAUGACGACUACAAUGUCCCCUACAACUCCCCAGCAGCCAACCUCUCCAGCCAGCGUACCUUAGACCUGGCCACUAGGGGAAAUAAGGUAGCUUAACUCCAGAGGUUUCCAAACAAGCUUCUGGAAGGCCACACUUUAGGCACCAAAUGGAAGAAUAAUGCACUGAAACAGGCUGGGACUACCUGGAAUUGUCCAGUAAGAAACGCUUAUACAACACAUAUUUUCCUAAUCUGACCCUAGAACAGGCCCAAAGCCCUGGCACCUCCAAGGAGGUACAGCAGACACCAGGACGUCACUAGUGAGGAGGGGGCCCCUGGGGGCCUGCCGGACUCCAAUGGUUCCAGUAGAGGCUCCCCUGUUAGAGAGGACGGAUGGAGCCCCACACAUACCAACUGUCAGGUAGGGAGAGAACAUUAUUUACACCUAUUUACAACGAUGGUUUGGUUUCUUACGUUUGGUGCCUAAAGAACACAACCCAGCGCAGCAAAGGACAGCAUCUGACAUAAUCUCACUGUUUAUGUAUUUUUUUUGUCCACAAGCAAUAUGCUAAAACAUGCUGAAUUUACUAAGUAUACUCAUAUCUAACCAGUCAUCUUGACUUAAACAUGUAUUACUCUGGAUGGAUGGAUGGAUUAAUGAAUAGGUAUAUUGUAAGCAGGUUUGAAAGGUUUUUGAAAUAAUUAAUUUGAAUUGAUGGAUCAAAGUAUCUACAUCUCAAACACAGUGAUCAAAGUCAUCUAAAUAUCGAUGCAUCUCAACAGGACAGCUUUAUAUGAAUGUCUGUCAUUCAUUCAUACUUCCUUAAAUUUGAGGAAGAGCUAGACUGGAUGCUUUUAUUGCCCAUAAAUGGUAGCUACUGUAGGAAAGAAGGGGGCGUGCUCAAAAUGUCUGUAAAACAGUGUAAAGAGUUGCAUUGUCUUCAUGCAUCAGGCAUCAGCUGUGGUCGAGACACGCUAUUCUGUUUUGCAUUGGUUCUUCCGCUUGCCUAUUCUCUAAAACCACAUUGUCUGUGAAGCUGAUCUGCAGAGCUGGGUCGAGUUCAUUAAGGCAUGCAAUGGAAACGUCUUAAUACGAGAAUGAAAGUUUCUUAUUGGACAAGUCAAGGUAGUCCCAGUUUUUUUUCCAUUUGGUGCCUAAUGAACACCACAGGACAACAUUAGGCAUUAGUGCAGAGAAGGAUAACAUCAGACAUUAGUGCAGAGAAGGAUAACAUUAGACAUUAGUGCAGAGAAGGAUAACAUUAGACAUUAGUGCAGAGAAGGACAACAUUCGACAUUAGUGCAGAGAAGGAUAACAUUAGACAGUAGUGCAGAGAAGGAUACCAUUAGACAUUAGUGCAGAGAAGGAUACCAUUAGACAGUAGUGCAGAGAAGGAUAACAUUAGACAGUAGUGCAGAGAAGGAUACCAUUAGACAGUAGUGCAGAGAAGGAUAACAUUAGACAGUAGUGCAGAGAAGGAUACCAUUAGACAUUAGUGCAGAGAAGGAUACCAUUAGACAUUAGUGCAGAGAAGGAUAACAUUAGACAGUAGUGCAGAGAAGGAUACCAUUAGACAGUAGUGCAGAGAAGGAUACCAUUAGACAUUAGUGCAGAGAAGGAUACCAUUAGACAUUAGUGCAGAGAAGGAUACCAUUAGACAGUAGUGCAGAGAAGGAUACCAUUAGACAGUAGUGCAGAGAAGGAUACCAUUAGUGUCACGAUCGUUUAAAGACUGGUCGAACCAAGGCGCAGUGUGAUAAGCGUACAUGUUUAUUUAAACGAAUAAACACACUACAAAACAACAAACAAAACGUGAAGUCCAAGGUAACACACAAACAUACCAUAACUGGAACAAGAUCCCACAACUAACAGGUGCCAAAAGGCUGCCUAAGCAUGGUCCCCAAUCAGAGACAACGAGUUACAGCUGCCUCUGAUUGGGAACCACCCCGGCCAACAUAGAUCUACACAUUCUAGAAUCUACACCAUAGAACCAACAUAACACGGAAUAUACACACCCUGACUCAACAAAUAAACGUCCCCUGAGUCAGGGCGUGACAAUUAGACAGUAGUGCAUAGAAGGAUACCAUUAUACAUUAGUGCAGAGAAUGAUAACAUUAGACAGUAGUGCAGAGAAGGAUACCAUUAGACAUUAGUGCAGAGAAUGAUACCAUUAGACAGUAGUGCAGAGAAGGAUACCAUUAGACAGUAGUGCAGAGAAGGAUAACAUUAGAUAUUAGUGCAGAGAAGGAUACCAUUAGACAUAAUCUCACUGUUUUUCUUAUUCUCUGUCCAUAAGCAAUAUGCUAAACCAUGCUGAAUUUACUAAAUGCAGUAUACUAAUGUAUUUUUCCUCUAACUAAUGUGUAUCGUCACAUGUGUUGUUUCUGUAUUCACAUCUACAUGCUUCCAGCUUUUUAGCAGUGUAUACAAGGCUUUGAGAAAGAGCAUAAGGUUACUAUGUAGAAAUGUAUGUGGGACCGUUUCAUACUCUUGAAUGUGUGUUGGUGAAUGUUUUGCAUGGAGAUUACUUUGGACUGAGAAUAGAAAAUAUGAACAUACCAAUCAUACCUUUUGUUUAUUUUUUGCAGAAUGUCAUACAUUCAUGCCUUUGAGCAGGCAUUGAUGUCAAAAUAUGACACCUCUUCCCUAUGUAUCCUGUCCCUGAAACAUUAAACCUUAAACCUGUCUCACAAUGCAAGCUUUUAUAGUAAGGAUGGCCUCUCGAUUCUGGAAGUAUCUGCUUAUGUGUUUGUAAGUGAUUACCCUGUUAUUCUGAACGAUGCUUGUGUUAUACCCACAUCAAGCAUGAAGCUUUUGGAUAUCAUAGAAUGGCCUUGCCUUGGCAUUGUGUGUGAUCCAAUUACGUUCUGCAUCUGGUCGUUGUGAGUGUGAUGGAUGGAUGCAUGUCCAUGUGAAGUUGUGGAGGUUAACGGGCGACAGUAAAUGCAGGGUGAAUUGCUUUCUGCGGUCGGAGGCUGAGUGGUGCGCUCAACGUUUUAACUUCCUGUUUAUGUGUGUUCCAGGAAGUAGAGAGUGAGAGAGUAAUAGAGAGAGAAAGAGAGAGAGAACACUCAGGGGGAAGUGGAGAGAAUCUCACCCACUCUGACGCUCACUCUGCUGCCAUCACCGACUGCCCUCGAUACUCAUCCUGCACAGAAGACAGACCACACACAGGUACCGUAUGGCCACCUUGCCAAACUUCAUGUGGACAUUUCCUAUGAUUACCCUCUUUAUAUAAUUUAUGACACUAUUCGUUAAAAACGAAUUUAUAACAUCUAUGCUGUGCGUUAUAAAUGUGCUUUUGAAGAGGGCAUGCCUAGGAAGGGAUACUUUCUUUUUGUCAGUCACAUUCAGUUUCCAAAAACAAAUUAGAAUACAGCAUUUGUACAGUACAGAGGCAACAGUCAAAUAUCCAGCUCCUUGAGACACCUAUAGGGGCCAUUUGCAGUUCGUUUCCUGUGAAGAUGUUUCCUGAAAGACAACACGUUGUUUAGAUUAGUUGUGAAUGCCAGCUUUGUGAACGUCAUCUUUAGAUCAUUUCUUACAUUGUGAUAUUUAAUGGCACCACAACUUAUUAUUUACUUACAUUAGUAAAGCAGAAAGCUGUGCAGGUAUGAAUGCAUUAUUGCAGUGAGGGUAGUGUGAGUCUAGCUCAUUGUGAAGCACUUGUAUCUCUCCUCCUCUUAGAUUGUGUUUCCUGUGUUGUGUCUGUGUUCAGGUGCUGAGUCUGCCCUCCACCUCUGCUCCCAGAGUAAGAGGCCGGGCCUGAGGAGGCAGGCUCGCGUGGAGCAGCUCACCCCAGAAAAGCUUCACGACCCCUGGGUUAGGAUCUCCGACAGCCCCCCUGAUCUUGGAGGUCCUGGAGACCCCCAUCACAACCAGAGUCCGAAUCAUCCGAGCCCACACCAACACAACACACACUCCCACAAUAGCACACAUCAACAACAAACACACCAUCUCAGCUCACACCACGACGCAACACACACUCCAUCCCAACCAGUCGCCAUGAGCCAAAGGAGUGAGUUUCCUGAGCUUCCUGAACUCAACAGUACUUCCGACCACCACACCACCCCAGACCCCACCACCCCCUCCACCCCUGCCUCCCUAAUCUCCACCCCUAGCCCAAUGACUGAGGACCCCCCAGGGGUGAGGAAGGCCCCCCCGGUUGCCCCCAAGCCUAUGUGGAACCGUCAGAGCCUCAGGAGUAUCAGGAACGGGAGGCCCCAGCCGGAGCUGGCCAAACCCCUGGACAACAGAGGCGGUGGAACGUACGUAGUGUUUCUCCAUAACAUUUAUCUUUGUCUUUUGUUUUAUAGCAAUGUAUAAAAGGCGGUUUAGUCUUGCCUGAGAUCUGAAGACUUGUGUUAGCGCCUAAAGCGUACACCUUUAUUUCAGUGGGUUAAGGUGGUGUUGAAGUGUAUAGGUGACCUGGGUUUGAUUCCCAGUGUUGUGUGUUCAUGAGUUAUAAGCCAACAACAAUUUCUGUCUCAUGUAAAUUGUCCAGGUGGAUGGACAAUAACGUUUUUAAAUGUGUAUUUCAACAGCACCUUCGGGGUAAGUCUACGGCCCACCUCCUCUGCAGCCAACCUGUCAAUCAAGCAGAAGAUCCAUUCAUUUGAGACCUUCUCUAGUCCUGAUGGUAAGGGUCAGGAGAGGUGGGGCAACAACAGGAGGCCCCUAUCCCCCUCCACCUCCCUCCCUCUGAAGGACAAGGCACCCAUCAGGAGUGACCCCCCUCUCUUAGAGGAGAAUGGUACAAUCCAACAUGACAUGGGCAAAGGAGCUAAAGUGACCUCUCCAAUCUCUGACGAGGAAAAGGACGGAAGGGUGUCCUCUUCUCCCCAUGCAGCCUCUCCUCACUCCACCCAUCCUCCCUCUCCUGCCUCCCACCCUUCUCCUCCAACCUGCUUUUCUCUUCUUCCGACCCCCCACCCUGCCUCGGAGCUCCAGACCCCAGUGGAGCUCCAGACCCCAGUGGAAGAGACAACAGACACCAAUACAGAAAUCUCUGACUCACCAUCCCCCGAGGACACCACCACCACCCCAUCCACCCUAGAGGCAUCUCUCCCCGAGGCCGACCCAGAAACAGAGCCCCUGGAUGAGGCUGUGGAGGCCUCCGUCUCCCCCUCUGGCCCGGUGCCCAGGAGGUCCAGCAGCUCCAAGGGAGAAAGCCUUGGUCCACUACAACCACCAGAGGAGGGGGAGGGAGACCAGAGCCAUGCCCAGGCUCAGGGCAAGCAGGCCAGCCUGCGGACGCGUAGCCUUCCCCUGCCUGCCUCUCCCUCCCCAGAUGGGUCAACAACUCUAAGAGGACUGGAGGGAGAGAGCCUGGGGAAGAUACUUUCCUUCAGUAAACAGGUGCGUCUUUGGUCACACUUUACAUUACAUCACAUUGUCCAAGUGUAAAUUGUAAAAUGUCCAAUAAAAUGUAUGAAAUGUAUGAAAUGUCACACAAGCUUCAUACCAGCUGAAUAACCCAUGUAAUUACUCUGUAACAGGUAAGUGCAUGCAAUACAUUUGUAGCUGUCAUUUAGUGUGUGGAUUGUGCGCACCUGCGACACUUGGCAAUAGUUUGUUUGGGAUACAAUAUAAUUUAUAUAUUAUUCUGUUAUAUUUCAUUAUAUUCUUACUGUAAAAUAUAUGUGUGUUGACCGUGGUAAGGGCACAGGAAUAUAAAUGUAUUGUCUGCUAAAUGAACAAAUGAACUACAGGCUAUCCCACUGGGCACAGACGUCAAUUUAACAUCAAAUCAACGUCUAUAACGUGGAAAUGACGUGGAAAUAACGUGGAAACAACAUUAAUUUAAACACUGUGUGCCCAGUGGGAUGCCAUCGGCAUGGUGCAUAGCCAGACUAAGCACCGUAACAUACAGUCAACUCAUCUAUUCUGUUCUUUUGAAUUCGUUUUUUUUCCCACCUCAAUUUUCUUAGAUAAAAUGCUUAUUAUUCUCAUAUAGUGUUGUGAACAGAUAAUGAUUUAAGUGGUUCAUUAUGUUGAUCAUGUCCUUGAGAUAGUAAUUAAUAAUAAUAAUAAAUAAUUUGGUACAUUACGGUGUAGGCUGCUGAUGGCAAUAAGUGUCGGCAGACAUUUAAUUUGAAGUCGAUUCACCCGGUUAGGAUUGGGCAACUUAUUUUGGACUAAUUGGAUAAUUCCUUUAGACUAUUAUAGUAUGAACACGUGAGAAUUGUUUGCCACAUGGUGUAAGAAGGUGCCUCCUGAGGUGGGAUGAAGGAUAGAAAAGAACAGCAGGGCCCUAACCAUAACAUGUUUUAUACUCUGCUCUGCUCUACUCUACUCUACUCUACUCUACUCUACUCUGCUCUGCUCUGCUCUGCUCUACUCUACUCUACUCUACUCUGCUCUGCUCUGCUCUCUGCUCUGCUCUGCUCUGCUCUGCUCUACUCUACUCUACUCUACUCUGCUCUGCUCUGCUCUGCUCUGCUCUACUCUACUCUACUCUACUCUACUCUACUCUACUCUACUCUGCUCUGCUCUGCUCUGCUCUGCUCUGCUCUGCUCUGCUCUACUCUACUCUACUCUACUCUACUCUACUCUACUCUGCUCUGCUCUGCUCUGCUCUGCUCUGCUCUAUUCUACUCUGCUCUACUCUACUCUACUCUACUCUGCUCUACUCUACUCUGCUCUGCUCUGCUCUGCUCUGCUCUGCUCUGCUCUAUUCUACUCUACUCUACUCUACUCUACUCUACUCUGCUCUAUUCUAUUCUACUCUACUCUACUCUACUCUGUUCUAUUCUACUCUACUCUGCUCUACUCUACUCUGCUCUGCUCUGCUCUAUUCUACUCUACUCUACUCUACUCUACUCUACUCUAUUCUACUCUACUCUGUUCUAUUCUACUCUACUCUACUCUGCUCUGCUCUGCUCUACUCUACUCUACUCUACUCUAUUCUACUCUACUCUGCUCUACUCUACUCUACUCUACUCUACUCUACUCUACUCUACUCUGCUCUAUUCUAUUCUAUUCUACUCUACUCUACUCUACUCUACUCUACUCUACUCUGCUCUGCUCUGCUCUGCUCUGCUCUACUCUACUCUACUCUACUCUACUCUACUCUACUCUGCUCUGCUCUGCUCUGCUCUACUCUACUCUACUCUACUCUACUCUACUCUACUCUACUCUACUCUAGGUGUCCCAUGCCCUGAUGCGUUCCAUGCACUCCCUACUCCCCUCCCCCUGUCCAACUGUGCCGGGUAACCCUGGGUCAGACCCUCCCCCUGCAUCCCCUCUAGUCAGCAGCCCGGAGGAGCCCGACCCGGCCCAGAACACCCCCCUCUCCCCUGGCCCCGACAGCAACGAGAAUAGCUUCUCUGUCAGGUAAAAACUCUCUGAAAAACAUCAACAUACAGCAUAUUCUAGGGUUGGGGUCAAUUCCAUUACAAUCAAUUCAGGAAGUAAAAUGAAGUUCAUAUUCCAGUUUUUCUCAAUGCUUCUCUAUUUAGGAAGUUGGAAUUUCAGUUUACUUCCUAAAUUGAUGUAAUUGAAAUGGAAUUGACCCUUACCCUGGUAUAUACAGCAUAUUCUCGGUUUCAAUGACUGACACCACACAGCUGUACACACACUACCACUCAGGUGAUUGGAUGAGAAGGUAUAAAUAUACACUGAUUUCACAAGAGCUGAAAAUAGUCUAGUAUGUCUACAGACCUACACUGUAGUAGUGCUUGCUAUGAAAAAAAGUAAGAUAGCACUGGAAGUCAGAUUCUGCAAAGGGGAGAUGGCUUUGGCAUGUUUUAGAUCAAAUGUUUUAGAUCAAAUCUUACUGUGUUUUGUCCCUGCUUCACAGUGCUUAAUGCAACCUUGGCAGUAUCAUCUUUAGUAAGAGGAAGUAUGAACACAGGAAGUUGCACGUCUUAUUCCUGUUAUGUGUGAUUAUGUCUAAGGUGUUAAUCUGACUGAAACCCUCUCAGAGUUGAGUCUGUAACAGAUUGACAAUGUUAAAACAUAAAUCUCUAUUUAUUUUUCAUACAGUGAAAUGCAUGAUUAUGAGAGUAGCUACGACGAACCUGUAAUACAGAAUGUGUGUGUGUGAGAGAGUGUAAUCUGUAUGUGACCAGUCAGUCAGUGUGUCAGUUGAACUCUGUUUGCUUCCUUAUUCCUCUCAGCCUAUCUGAUCUGAGGCAGUGUACCAUUGAGCGGGGGGAGGAGGGAAGGGACCUGGUCUCACGCCCAUCCCUGUCAGCAUGUGCCCACUCUGUCAUAUCAGCCAUCCCUCCACAGCAGAUACAGACCAUGAUCCAGGAAGUGAAAGCUCUGGAUGAGGAAACUCUGAAGGUGAGACUUUAUCUGUCUGUCUGUCAGUCUGUCUGUCUGUACGGCAUGUCUGCUUCAUUGUUUUUAUUUUAUUUGGAGGACCAUCCACCUCUUCCUCCCUAGAAGGGCCUCACUGACUGUACAGUGAGGGAAAAACGUAUUUGAUCCCCUGCUGAUUUUGUAUUUGAUCCCCUGCUGGUUUGCCCCACUGACAAAGACAUGAUCAGUCUAUAAUUUUAAUGGUAAGUUUAUUUGAACAGUGAGAGACAGAAUAACAACAACAAAAAUCCAGAAAAACACAUGUCAAAAAUGUUAUAAAUGUAUUUGCAUUUUAAUGAGGGAAAUAAGUAUUUGACCCCUCUGCAAAACAUGACUUAGUACUUGGUGGCAAAACCCUUGUUGGCAAUCACAGAGGUCAGACGUUUCUUGUAGUUGGCCACCAGGUUUGCACACAUCUCAGGAGGGAUUUUGUCCCACCCCUCUUUGCAGAUCUUCUCCAAGUCAUUAAGGUUUCGAGGCUGACGUUUGGCAACUCGAACCUUCAGCUCCCUCCACAGAUUUUCUAUGGGAUUAAGGUCUGGAGACUGGCUAGGCCACUCCAGGACCUUAAUGUGCUUCUUCUUGAGCCACUCCUUUGUUGCCUUGGCCGUGUGUUUUGGGUCAUUGUCAUGCCGGAAUACCCAUCCACAACCCAUUUUCAAUGCCCUGGCUGAGGGAAGGAGGUUCUUACCCAAGAUUUGAUGGUACAUGGCGCCGUCCAUCGUCCCUUUGAUGUGGUGAAGUUGUCCUGUCCACUUAGCAGAAAAACACCCCCAAAGCAUAAUGUUUCCACCUCCAUGUUUGACGGUGGUGAUGGUGUUCUUGGGAUCAUAGGCAGCAUUCCUCCUCCUCCAAACACGGCGAGUUGAGUUGAUGCCAAAGAGCUCGAUUUUGGUCUCAUCUGACCACAACACUUUCACCCAGUUCUCCUCUGAAUCAUUCAGAUGUUCAUUGGCAAACUUCAGACGGGCCUGUAUAUGUGCUUUCUUGAGCAGGGGGACCUUGCGGGCGCUGCAGGAUUUCAGUCCUUCACGGCAUAGUGUGUUACCAAUUGUUUUCUUGGUGACUAUGGUCCCAGCUGCCUUGAGAUCAUUGACAAGAUCCUCCCGUGUAGUUCUGGGCUGAUUCCUCACCGUUCUCAUGAUCAUUGCAACUCCACGAGGUGAGAUCUUGCAUGGAGCCCCAGGCUGAGGGAGAUUGACAGUUCUUUUGUGUUUCUUCCAUUUGCGAAUAAUCACACCAACUGUUGUCACCUUCUCACCAAGCUGCUUGGCUAUGGUCUUGUAGCCCAUUCCAGCCUUGUAUAGGUCUACAAUCUUGUCCCUGACAUCCUUGGAGAGCUCUUUGGUCUUGGCCAUGGUGGAGAGUUUGGAAUCUGAUUGAUUGAUUGCUUCUGUGGACAGGUGUCUUUUAUACAGGUAACAAGCUGAGAUUAGGAGCACUCCCUUUAAUCUCAACUCGUUACCUGUAUAAAAGACACCUGGGAGCCAGAAAUCUUUCUGAUUGACAGGGGGUCAAAUACUUAUUUCCCUCAUUAAAAUGCAAAUCUAUUCAUAACAUUUGUGUUGUUAUUCUGUCUCUCACUGUUCAAAUAAACAUACCAUUACAAUUAUAGACUGAUCAUUUCUUUGUCAGUGGGCAAACGUACAAAAUCAGCAGGGGAUCAACUACUUUUUUCCCUCACUGUAUUAUGAUGUAAAAUACUGAUGUUCCCCACAUCAACACCACAUUAACACCACCACAGUAACACCACAUCAACACCACAUCAACACCACAUUAACACAAUAUCAACACCACAUCAACACCACAUCAACACCACAUCAACACCACAUCAACACCACAUCAACAUCACAGUAACACCACAUCAACACCACAUCAAUACCACAGUAACACAACAUUAACACAACAUUAACACCACAUUAACACCCAGUCAUGACAGACUGUCAACUCUUACUGUUGAUUAUCUCUCAACUGUGGUCUACUCUCUAAGAGGUCAUAUCCCAAAUCCAAAUACACAACAUAAAAUAAUGGGUUUUAAAACCCCUUUAUCAGUAUCUAUACCCCUGAGUCCAAGGCUGCAUCCCAAAUGACAUGCUAGUCCCUUUAUAGUGCGUUACUUUUGACCAGGGCCCAUAAGUCUCUGGAUAACAGGGUGCCAUGUGGGAAGCAUGGUAAGAGCUGCUCUCUCAUGCAUUACUCACCACUGGCUUCUGCAAAACAACAAGCCCGUAUGAAUGAGCUACUGGACUGGAGGGACCAUUAAGGAUUACGUUAGAGUGCUCAGCUGCAGAUAUGUGUCUGUGUGUGUGUGUGUGUGUGUGUGUGUGUGUGUGUGUGUGUGUGUGUGUGUGUGAGUGUGUCUGGCUGUGUGUGUGUGUGUGUGAAUGUGUCUGUGUGUGUGUGGGUGAGUGUGUAUGUCUGUGUGUGAGUGUGUUUGUGUGUGUGAGUGUGUCUGUGUGUGUGUGUGUGUGUGUGUGAAUGUGUCUGUGUGUGUGAGUCUGUAUGUCUGUGUGUGUGUGAGUGUGUAUUAAGAGGCUUUCAGGGAGGACAGAGUAUCACAGUGUGUAUUAAGAGGCUUUCAGGGUGGACAGAGUAUCACAGUGUGUAUUAAGAGGCUUUCAGGGUGGACAGAGUAUCACAGUGUGUAUUAAGAGGCUUUCAGGGAGGACAGAGUAUCACAGUGUGUAUUAAGAGGCUUUCAGGGUGGACAGAGUAUCACAGUGUGUAUUAAGAGGCUUUCAGGGAGGACAGAGUAUCACAGUGUGUAUUAAGAGGCUUUCAGGGAGGACAGAGUAUCACAGUGUGUAUUAAGAGGCUUUCAGGGAGGACAGAGUAUCAGUGUGUAUUAAGAGGCUUUCAGGGUGGACAGAGUAUCACAGUGUGUAUUAAGAGGCUUUCAGGGAGGACAGAGUAUCACAGUGUGUAUUAAGAGGCUUUCAGGGAGGACAGAGUAUCACAGUGUGUAUUAAGAGGCUUUCAGGGAGGACAGAGUAUCACAGUGUGUAUUAAGAGGCUUUCAGGGAGGACAGGACAGGAAGAGUAGGUGAGUAUCAGUGUGUAUUAAGAGGCUUUCAGGGUGGACAGAGUAUCACAGUGUGUAUUAAGAGGCUUUCAGGGAGGACAGAGUAUCAGUGUGUAUUAAGAGGCUUUCAGGGUGGACAGAGUAUCACAGUGUGUAUUGUGUUUCUGUUCUUCAUUUCCGUUCUGUGAGGCAAUCAAAGCUUUUGUCUACGCAAGCACGCACGAACACACACACACACACACACACACACACACACACACACACACACACACACACACACACACACACACACACACACACACACACACACACACACACACACACACACACACAGACCUCUCUCAAAGGACCACUUGGCUCUGUGCAUCUGUAUGCAUUUCCUUUCUCGAUAAGUCAUUACCGCACUCUUACUACAAUGUGUGACUGUGUGUGUGUCUGUUUGUGUGUGUGUGUGUGUGUCUGGUGUGUGUUUACGUGUGUGUGUAAAGGCCGGAGGUGAGGGCGAGACACUUGGUCCCCCUCAGCUCUCUCACAGACAUACAAUCAUCUGGAAAUCAUCAACAACAGCUGGGGUUUAAUAAUCAAACUGAGAGACUGUAUCUCUGUGAAUGCACAUGAAUCGUCUGACUAACGUCAUAAAGUAUUAAUCGUCCCAGAGUAACAAUGUUGCUGAUCUAAGAAUAGUUUAGUCUUUUAGAUCAUAGUGAAUAAGAUUACAUGGACAGGGGGGACCUGAACAUAGAUCAGUACUCCUACACUUAAUAGAUUUGAACAAGAACUUAAGGCCCAAAGUCCCAAAUGGCCAAAAUGUGUUAUCAAUGUUAUAAAUAUAACUAGAAUAAUUUGAAAUCAAUGCAAAAAUCACUAGGCCAGCAGUAAAAUUCUAAAGUGAACAAAAAAGAUGAAAACAUUAUUUUGAGUGUUAGAAUGAAAGAGAUUACAUCUUUCCUUCCCUCUUUCUAGCAAUUUGAGCACAUCCACGUGGUGAUUCUGCACAAGGAGGAAGGAGCAGGUCUGGGUUUCAGCAUCGCUGGUGGGAUAGACCUGGAGAGCAAGGCCACCACAGUGAGUAUACUGUGGACUCUGUAACCAUACUGAAAGGCCCACCACAUAACUAUAACCCAAUCACACUCUAAGGUCAUGCUAGAGCAGAUGAAAAGUGAUGAUAUCGUCAGAAUUUAUGUUAAAGAUUGUAUUUCUAUGUCAUGUGUGCUAUCUGGGGGAGUUGAGAAUUCUGCAGAAGACACGUUUCUGUUGUUCACUGUAACAUAUUGUAUGGACAAUAAAGUUGUAUUGUAUUGUACAACAUACAGUGUCUGUCUUGUUAGGCGUAUGAUUUUGGACUUAAAGAUUAAAGAUAGGAUCCCAUGGCUAUAAAUCCCUGAUACUGUCCUUUCUAGCAUGGCCAGAUAGUGGCAACUCUACAAAAUGUCUGCCGCCUGCUCCACCAAUCAAGGCGAAUUGCUUAGAAUGGGAAAGUCCAUUGUUAACGCUCUGGUGACAUUCCUCCCUCCCCCCAGGUGCAUCGUGUUUUCCCCCAUGGCCUGGCGGCUCAAGAGGGAACCGUGGAGAAGGGUGACGAGGUGCUGUCCAUCAACGGCCAGACACUAAGGGGCGCGACACACGCCGAUGCCACCGCCACACUGCGCCAGGCCCGCACCAUGAGACUGGCCGUGGUGGUGGUGAGCAAGGGGAGAGAGGAGGAGGAGGAGGAGGAGAAGAAGGAGGGAACAAGGCUGGUGAUCCCUCUAUCAGCAGUAGCAGUACAGACCUCAACCCUACAGGUGAGUAGAAGGUGAUCAGACAAGUUCACCUAGUAAGACAGCACACCCAAAACCGUGUGGUCCCAAUGUGUAGGUGUGUGUGCGUGCACAUCAAAUCAAAUCCAAUUUUAUUGGUUGCAAACACAUAUUUAGCAGAUGUUAUUGUGGAUGUAGCAAAAUGCUUGCAUUUGUGGCUGUAUCAUACAGUGUAUGUACUGUAUGUAUACGUUGGUUGUUCAUUCACUCUCUCUCUCUCGGUCUGUCUGUAGUGGAGGAUGGGGGAGCCAUGCUGACUGUGGAGCUGGAGACAGGAGGAGGGGGCGUGGGGUUCAGUUUGGAAGGAGGGAAAGGAUCUAUCCAUGGAGACAGGCCUCUGGUCCUCAACAGGAUCUUUAAAGGUACAGUACUAUCCACAGAUACAGGUCUCUGGUCAUCAACAGGAUCUUUAAAGGUACAGUACUAUCCACAGAUACAGGUCUCUGGUCAUCAACAGGAUCUUUAAAGGUACAGUACUAUCCACAGAGACAGGUCUCUGGUCAUCAACAGGAUCUUUAAAGGUACAGUACUAUCCACAGAGACAGGUCUCUGGUCCUCAACAGGAUCUUUAAAGGUACAGUACUAUCCACAGAUACAGGUCUCUGGUCAUCAACGGGAUCUUUAAAGAUACAGUACUAUCCACAGAGACAGGUCUCUGGUCAUCAACAGGAUCUUUAAAGGUACAGUACUAUCCACAGAGACAGGUCUCUGGUCAUCAACAGGAUCUUUAAAGGUACAGUACUAUCCACAGAGACAGGUCUCUGGUCAUCAACGGGAUCUUUAAAGGUACAGUACUAUCCACAGAUACAGGUCUCUGGUCAUCAACAGGAUCUUUAAAGGUACAGUACUAUCCACAGAGACAGGUCUCUGGUCAUCAACAGGAUCUUUAAAGGUACAGUACUAUCCACAGAGACAGGUCUCUGGUCAUCAACAGGAUCUUUAAAGGUACAGUACUAUCCACAGGAGUAAAAGGGAUAGUUCACAAAAAAGUUAAUAUUUGGAGACAGUGGCCAGGUAAACAAAACCAAAGCAUGGAUUGCUGCCUUACCAUGUCCCUAAACCCUUACAGGGUAAGGAAACCGAUAUAUCAUUUUGUAAUUUGGGUGAACUUUAAAAAGCAAUAAUGUGCCAUUUAGCAGACACUGUUAUCCAAGUGACUUACAGUAGUGUGUGCAUACAUUUUUAGUAUGGGUGACCACAGCAGGAAUCAAACCAACGAUCUUGAUGUUACAAGUACCAUGCUCUACCAGCUGAGCCACACAGGACCUGUUCUUAACACGUUUAACAAUUGAUUUUAUGGUUAGAAAAGUUGUGAUGUCACAGAAAGUAGGAAAGCAUGCAAACAACGCAGAGAAAUACAGUUUUAUAAGCUUACAUUUUUAUAAAAUGGGGGAGGGGAAGCUGAUCCCAGAUCUGCAGCUAGGGGAAACUUUACCCCAGACCAAUGUGUGACAGUGUGUUCUCCUGCUCCCUAAUAGGUGGCGCUGCGGAGCAGAGUGGGUUGCAGUCUGGCGAUGAACUGCUGCAGGUCCAGAGCUCCUCCCUCCAGGAGCUGAGCCGCUUCGAGGCCUGGAACAUCGUCAAAGCUCUGCCUGAGGGGCAUAUCACUCUAGUCAUCCGGAGGAGGAAGGAGGAUGAGGCAGAAGGCUCUGCCUGA